Molecule: messenger RNA, 65930 nt
Organism: Drosophila kikkawai
Lineage: Eukaryota; Metazoa; Arthropoda; Insecta; Diptera; Drosophilidae
Source: RefSeq, a predicted model, not a curated record
UUCAGAAAUUUUCUGGUUUAUUAAGCCCCCAAAAAGCCAUUUAUGAAUCCAAAUUAAAGGCAUAAAUACCUUAAAAAUAAUAGAAAACCCUUUCAAAUAGCAUAAAUCCCUUCAUUUUCUGACCGUGUAUAUAUACCUAUAUAUAUAGAAACAAUAAUAAACAAGGCACUAGCACUAGAGAGACAGAGAGAGCGCGAGUAUGAAGUCAUAGUCGAGAAUUGUCCGUUUCGAAAAUCAACCGAUUCGCAGAGGUUCUCAGACGAUCGCCGGCGUUGAUAGCGUUCGCAACGAUCCGAAAUCGAAACGAAGCAAAUCCUCCAUAUAGCUCUCUGGCUAUAGAUAUAGCGACUAUAACUAUAACUAACCCAAUAAAUUAAGCCGAACGCGAGUGACUCGAUUGUAAAGUCUAAAAGUCAUCUUCUUCCCCCGAGCAGAGUUCAAAAUGCACAACACGCGAAAUAACCCGGCAUAGGUAACAUCAACGAGAGAAAACAAAACGACAGAGAUUAUAAAAGACGCCCCCGCGAAACACACAAAACUACACGUAGCCGCUAAGCCGACAACCAAACCAACCACUCAGCACUCCUCAGCAAUCCUCAAAAGAGUCCAAGUCAGAGUCAGAGAGUUGAGAAGGAAAGAAGAAAAGUAAAACGAACCAUGGAACGCCGCCAAGCCCUAGACUCAUCGAUGUCUUCGCUGUACUCGGCCGCUUCCUCCUCGAACCCCCAUCCGCAUCCCCGCCAGCUCCAGUCACAGCAAUCGCAGCAGUCACAGCAGUCCCAGCUAGACGCCUUCAAUUAUUCAGCAACAAUGUCAUCAUCGUCGCCGACUCCAAGCCAGGCCAUGUCCACGGGCAUGUCCACGAGCCACCACGCCACCUCUAGCAGCACCACAGGUUCCCUCAGAGCCACCACCAUCGGCACUGUUGUCGUCCGCUGCGGACCCGUACAGCUGGUGAUAGCGCUCCUACAAAGUCCCGAAAAGAUCUACAUAAAGGUGGUAGAACUGGAGCCAAAGAUCACAGCCUUGGGCGAUAAUCUAGACGAAUCGUUGCGUAUGCAAAGGGAGCACGAUGAGACUCUCCGAAACCUACAGAGCCUGCCUGGACCCAUGGAUGAGUUCGUGCAGAAGGCAGACAAACUGCUGGCCAGCAAGCGAAUCAGUUCGGAGCUCGUCAAUGCCAUGGCCGAUACCCUAAACAUCAUCUGGCAGGACAUUCUAAAUCUCCUGCAGGACCGUCAACACAUUCUUAUACUUUGCACACAGUUCCAUGACAAGAUGACGCAGUGCUUCCGAAAGAUGGAUCAGCUAGAAUUGGCCUGCGAGGAAAUCCUGCAGCCCCUAGAUGUCCCCCGUAUCCAAGAGUUCCUCAACAGAUUCAAGCAACUGAGAAUUGACAUGCUCACCGGCGUGAUGGCCGCUCUAAAGGAUGGCAACGAACUGCUGGCCCAGUUGGAGGAACUGGAGAAGCUGGAGACACUUGAUACGAGACCGGAGCACAUAAAGCGCGAUGCCACGAGGGCUGUGCACCAGGUUCAACAGUGGCUGGAGGCCCUGCACGAUCGAAGAAACGAUCUGGAACUCGCCUGGCAGACGAGAAAGACCCAAAUGGAGCAGUGCCUAGCCUUGGCCCUACUGGGACGGGAAUUGGUGGAUCUAGAGGCGGCUCUGCAAAAGGCUCGCAUCGAACUAAACACCAUGUACAGCCUGGGAGAGUGCGAGCACACGGCCAAUGAAAUGCUCGCCAAAUACAGGGAUUGGAAGCAACAGGCUCUGUUGCUCCGAGAUCGAGCUCUUAAGAUAACCAGAGCCAAGGAGAAGGUCCAGUCCGCUGGUCAUUUCACCUCCGAUGAGGCCUGUGCUCGGGCCUAUGCCGUCCUUAGUGGCUGCACCGAGCACUUGGAUCUGGUGGAUCAACGGGAACACUGGCUGCACCAAUCCCGAGAGUUCUUUGCCAAGGCCGAGCACACUCUGAGUGUCCUUGAGAAACUCGAACUGGAGCUGGCCAGUGUGAAACUGCCGCCCAAUUCCCCCGAGAGCUAUGCCAUGUUCUCCAAAGUGGAGCGUGAUGUUCGAAACUUCACCGAGGAGCCAAUCCGCAUCGGUUAUGGCAUCCUGGACGAGGUGGGACGCACGCAGCCGGAGACGCAUGGCGUAAAGAGGGUGCUCGAUGAGCUGGAAAACCGCAAAGCCUAUAUCGAGGGUAUCUGCGCCCACAGCAGCGAGGAUCAGCAGAAGGUGCAGAGGGCCUUGAGUGAGUUCCUGACUCAACACAACGAGCUCUUGGCCUGGCUAAGGGCCUCGGGUCAGAUGCAUCUUCAGCAGAACGUGGAUAUGGGAAGGAAUCUCCACCAAGCCAAGCAGUUUCUCCUGCAGCACCAUGAACUCAUGCAGGAUCUAGAGAUCAAGGGAGAGCUAAUCAACAUGCUACUGGAGUCCAUCAAGAUCCAUCUGGAGUCUCUAAGUCCCCAGCAGCGCUACGAUGUGGACUCCAAGGCAGAGUCACUGCACAAACACUGGAUCGAGCUAAAGGAUUUGGUGCUGAAGCGUGUGGACUGUGUCUCCCUGCUGAUUGAUUUCUUCGAGCUGGCCAACGAGCUCUCCAGCCAGCUGGAUAACCUAGAGCGGCAGCUGCAGCAAACACCAUCCGAUGAGCACAAGCUGCAGUUCCUCCAGGCCACCUGGACGGGAAUUGCAGCCACCUACAGCGAGCUCAAGUCACGCGGUCAGAGAUUCAUCAACUUAAAAAUUGUGGAUCCAUAUCUCGAGACCAAAUCCUCGGCACAGGCGGUGCAAGAGACGCUGAACGGCUUCAGUAAGCGGCAGGUCGACGUGACGAGCAGUUUGGAGAAUUGGACGACCAGCAUCGAGGAGAAGCGCCAAGUGGAAUACCUACUCGAGAAAGUCAUGAGCGACAACGAGGAGACUGUGGCCAAGAGCACACAGGUGGACACCCAGUUGUAUCCCGUCUUCACCUCGACCAGCGUGGAUGCCAAACAGCUGCUGGUCAGCACCCGCGAGAAGCUCACCCACGUCAGCCAGGACAUUGAGAGGGCUCAGGAUGAGAUCCAGCAGCGCAUCCAGACCACACUCAGCAUCCAAACAAAGGACCAGCCCUCGCUGGCCAAGAUCGAGCAGGUGAUCAACAACCUGCGCAUGCUGAAGGCCAAGUUGGAUGGCAUCAAGUAUGACUAUCGCACGCUGGUGGAGAGCAUCCUUCAGUUUCUGGAGAACACGGUGCAGCUGCGUCGCGAAAUCGACGAGUACUUCGCUCGUCAGCAGCAGCAGCAGCCAUCUUCUGGCGCUGAUCGGAGUAUUGCAGAGCACGAGAAAUUCCGCGAUCAGUGCAUGGAUAAAUUUAGAUCGUUAAUCACACAAUCCGAGCUGCUGAUCGAUCGGGUGCGCGUACUGGAACCGCCGGGAGCCCGCGAAAUCGACACCGAUCGCAUACUGAAGUUGCUCGAGAAUCUGCGACUGCACUUCGAGUCGAACAGCAGUGCCAGGAUGUCGACGCUGGAGCGGCAGGAGAAGAUUGAGCAGUUCCGCGGCGAUCUCGAGGACAUCGAUCGUAGUCUGGACAGUGUUAGCCAGCAGCUGCACGAGAUCAACAACCAGAGUGUGGAUAGUUUAGCGGCGGCCAAGACCACGUCGCUGGCGUUUGAAUAUUUUGAACGGACCAUAGAGCUGCUCGAGAAGCGGAUCGAGAAGUUUACGGAGUCCACGAGCCAACAACUUUUGAUUAGCAAUCCCGAGAGCGAGCGUUAUGUCAAGGACGAACUGCGCAAGCUCAACGACAAGUGGCAGAGCUUCAAGGAUCAGGUGAAGCAGAAACGAAAGAGCCUUAACCAGGCAACCGAGUUCUUCGAGGUGGUCGAAAAGAUCGACGCGGAGUACCGUGAAAUUAGCUACUUUUACAGUAGCGUCUCCAACAAGGUUCCCUAUCUGCGUGACCCCAUCGAGGCCGCCAAUCUGGUCAACGAUAUCGAAAAGUAUGUGACCAGUCGGGAGGCUGCCCUCCGCGCCAAGCUGGACAGUGCCUCGCAGUGUGCCCACGAUAUGAGCAAGGUCUCGACCCUGUACAACGAUGUGAUGAACAUCUUCCAGUCGUUCAUCAAGCUCAAGAUGGACAUCAAUGUGGUGGCGGAGAGACUAAAGCAGGAGCAGCGCCAAAAAGAGCAACGAGAGCGAGAUGCCCGCGACCAGGCCGAAAGGGAGAAGGCACAGAGGGAGGCGGAGGCCAAGGAGCGACUCUUCCGGGAGGAGCAAUCCCGCCUGGAAAGUCAACGUCAGCAAGCGGCGAUUGAGCAGGCACAGAGGGAGCUGGCCGCCAGGGAAUUGGCUCUCCGAGAGCAGGCUGUUCGGGAAGAGGAGGCCAAACUGAAGGCUAUCCGGGAACAGGCUUCCCGCGAGCAAUUGGCCAGAGAGCAGGCGGCCAGGGAGGAAGAGUUGCGAAUUCAAACUCUCCGGGAAAUAGCCAAGCGAGAGGAGGAGGUGCGUCUACAGAGCAAAAGGGAGGAGGAGACCCGUAUCCGCAGAGAGGAAGAGGAUAGAAUCCGGCGGGACAACGAAGCUCGCUCGAAGCGCGAAGAGGAGGCACGCAUCCAACGCGAGGAGAUCACCAGGCUGCAAACCCUUCGCGAUCAGGUGGACCAGCAGCGCAUAGUGACCGAAAACAUACGGAAGGACAUCCAGGUGAACUCCAUUUUCACGGAGCUGCGCUACGCCUCGCCGCUCUUCAUUCGUCCCCUGAAGGAUGCCGUGACCCGUGAGGGUGAUCGCUUCACCUUCGAGUGCGAGGUAACGGGCACUCCAGAACCCACAGUGGAGUGGUUCAAGGAUGGCAUCAGUAUCCAAAACAACUCGGACUACAAGACCACCUUUGACAAGGGCAUCUGCCGGUUAGUGAUCGAGGAAACCUUUACGGCCGACUCGGCGCGUUUCAGUUGUCGUGCCUCGAAUUUGGUGGGCACAUGCGAUACCAAUGCCACCUUAUCCGUGCGGGAAAAUGCCGCUGAGGUGCAGUUGGUGCCGCCCAGGAUCUUAAGAUUCCUUGAGAGCGGCAAGGCCACCGAGGGUAGUUCCUUCCAGUUUGCCUGUGUGGUGGCUGGAGUUCCACUGCCCACGGUUCAGUGGUUCAAGAAUGACAAGUGCAUCGAUGACUCACCGGAUUAUGUGAUUAGCUAUAAUAAUGGUGAGGCUACGCUGAGAUUUGAGGAGGUAUUCCUGGAGGACGAUGCUGUGUACACUUGCAGUGCCUCAAAUCCAGCGGGUAUCGAGCAUUGUUCAGCUUCUUUGAUUGUGGAACCUUUGGAGCCCACAGAGUUACCCAGUUUCAAGGUGCCCCUGUCUAAUGCCAUGGCCCGUGUGGGCCAGAAGAUCAAGCUGGAGGCCAUAGUGAGUGGCAUUCCCAGGCCAGAAAUCUAUUGGCUGCACAACGGAAAACCCUUCCAGCCGCGCGAUUCCAAGUAUGAAUACGGCCGCGUAACGCUGCUAAUCCCGCAGGCUUAUCCCAACGACGCCGGAUCCUACGUCCUGAGCGCCAAGAACUUAGCUGGCGAGGCUUACACCAGUUGCAACGUGAUAGUGAAGGGUCGCCUGCCCAACGAAACCUCCGAUUCCGAGAUGGCCAGCGAUAUUGAGCCCAUUAAGCCGGCAGUACAUCUGCCCCUCAAGGAUGUCUCCAUUUUCGAGGGCAAACCUGUGCGGCUGGACUGCGUCAUUGUGGGUCAGCCGGAGCCGGAGGUUAUCUGGUAUCACAACGAGCGUCCCGUCAAGGAAUCCGCCGAUGUUCAGCUACUGUUCCAGGGCGAUCGCUGUUCGCUAAUUAUCCAAGAGGUCUACCAGGAGGAUGCUGGUCAUUACAAGGUGGUGGCCAUCAAUUCAGCGGGCGAAACUUCUAGCAGUUGUGAGCUUAAGGUGACUCCUCUGAAUCAGGCGGAACCCGCGACGAGGGCUCAGGCGGAGCGACAAUCCAUGCCUAAGGAUACGCAGCCCAAGUUCGAGCGACUUCUUUCCGAUGUCCUGGCCGAUGAAGGAGAGCAGGUGAUUUUGGAGGUUCAGGCCAGUGGAGAUCAACCGCUGACGGCUCAGUGGUUCCUCACCAACAAGGAUGUCCAACUGAGCGACAGGGUAACCACCAAAGCGGACUCCGAAUCGGGCAUCUUCAAGCUCAUCCUGAACAAUGUGAGUGCCGAUGACAAGGGUGUGUAUACCGUGAAAGUGUCCAAUCGCGCGGGCGAUGCCAAGUGCUUCUCGCAUCUCAUUGUAAAGUCCGUGAAUGCUCCCGAAAAUCGCCGCAGCAGCCAGUCAUCCGUGGAGAUUGUGGAUCGCCAUCAGUGCCCCGAAUUCAGGGAGCUCUUCAGCGACAAACAGGGUCAAAUCGAUGAUGUGAUCAAGUUCGAGUGCAUUGUCAAGGGCAAGCCCACGCCGAAAGUUCACUGGUUCUUCAACGAUCAGCCCGUGCAUGGUCACAACUUCCUGGUGUCCACCAGCGGCGAUCGCCAGGUCUUGACCAUUCAGAAGCUGACCCACGAUGCCGUCGGCAAAAUCAGCUGUGUGGCCGAAAAUGAGGCGGGCAAGGCCACCUGUGUGGCCUUUUUGAACAUUAUUGGCAGCGGUCUGCCCGCCUCUAGUGAUGUCCAAACCAUGACCCAGGAACACAACACCGAAUCAUCGCGAGUGACGAUCAAGAAGCAAACCUUUACCACAACCUCCACCUCGCAGGUGAACUCCUAUGAGGGUAACGCUCCACAAACCGAGGUUCAUCACUCCUCUGCCCACAUCGAUCAGUCGCUGAAGCAAUUGGGCCAGCAGAGGCCCGAGAUUGUGGAGAGCCAUCACUACCAGGAGCUGCACAAGAGCAAGGAGAUGAGCAGUCCCAGUGUGCAGCAAAAAUCCUUCACCCUAAUACAAUCAAGUGCUCCCAAUGGUCAGUCCGCCGUUGCCAUUCCGGAUUCUCCAACUCGCCUGAGGAGAGAGAUUGCCCCUAGGUUCACCACUCCUCUCAGCGGUAAGAUCGUGGAUCAAGGCAGCGAUGUCAGCAUGGAGGCCAUUUAUGAUGGCUUCCCCUCGCCCGAGAUCAAGGUGGAGAAGAAUGGUGGUCAGCUGUUUGACGACGCCCAUACCAAGAUCUCCAACAAGUGCAAUCGCGUCACCAUCGAACUGAAGCAGGUGAACGUGGCGGAUGCGGGACGAUAUGCAGUGACAGCCUCCAAUGCAGUGGGACAGUCUACCAGCACUGCGGAUUUGGUUGUUAAGAAGACCAUUUUUCCGCCUGUGUUUGGAAGACGCCUGCAGGCCCAAGUCAGCAAGAAGGGCGAGAAGCUGGUCAUGGAGGUGGAGGUAACAGGACUACCCGAUCCCACUGUGACUUGGCUGAAGGACGACAAGCCUCUAAAGGAUGCCGGCAUCUCACAGCAUCGCCUGCUUGCCCAGGGCAACUCCUACAGACUUAUCAUCGAGAAAGCACAAACUUCAGACUCUGGCAAGUACAUGGUCCGCGCUACGAAUGCUGGUGGUGAGGCCAAAAGCAUUGCCGACUGUGCCAUCCUGGAGCCCUCGCCGGAACGCAUGCAGGAGGUGGUAAAGACCAUUGUCUAUGAGACGGGUCCCGUCCAGAUACCUUCUAGCGAUUUCAAAACCGAAGACUACUACACCUCUUCUAGUUUGACCAGCAAUUACUCACAUAACAUGCAGAGCAGCUCUUCCCAUCAUGAGACCAAGUUCUCUUCAACGACGGCUGGAGUAGCACCGCCACCAGUGGUUACCUAUCCCAGUCCCAUUCCCGCCCAGCGGAAGACACCGGCAGCAGAGUUCAGUGACUAUAGCAGCGAGAUUGAUGAACGCUUCCGUUCGGUGUCGCGUGCCAAUGAAUCGGAUGCGGAGAUCAAGGGCUAUCGUGUGGUAUUCCCUCCCACACCCACUCCGCGUACAAAUAUUGCCGCCAAUGGCCACAAAUCCCCUGUGGUGGUAGUUACCCCCUCACCCAUGGAAUUCGAGCCAACGCCACCCGAGGUGGGCAGCAGCUAUGCCAGGCCCAAGUUUGAGCCAAUUGGCAAGGAGAUACGCCAUGAGAUCAAGAGGGAGAGCAGCAGCUCCAAACAGCAGCAGUCAAAGUUUACGCAAAACCAGCAGCAAAGUCAGCCGGUUUAUAAGCCCAAACCUGUGGCGGCCAAGUUUAUAGCUGCCACUCAGCAGCAGCAGCAUCAGCCACAGGCCAAUGCCCGUCCGACCAUGUACUACAAUGCUGUUGCUGGAGCUCCGAUGCACCUGGCCAAGGUGGCCACGGAGACCAAGAACGUGAUGCAGAUGCACGAGUCUACGGAGAGUUCGCAGCGAGUGGUGAAUAUGCAGCAGACCAAGCGGGUUAUUCACUUUGAUGGACCGCAGGAGCAGAGGGAUCAGCAGAUCGUGCUGGAGCCCUUCCCCUACAGUCCGGCCACGAGUCGUACACCCUCCAGGCAAUCCCAUCUCCCACCGCCGGCCACGCCCACCAAAUUCGUGCCUGGAGAGUUCCGGGAGAGUGACUAUGAGAGCGAAGUGGAGGGAGCACGCAUCCAACCCUUGUGGUCACCGUAUGGCGAUGGUUUGACCAAGGGCUAUCGACGUGUGGCACCACCCCAGGGAGCAGGAAGAUCUUGCAGCUUGCCGCGAACUUAUGAAAGGGUUUUGUCGCCCAUGGAAUUCGAUCGGGGCCCCGAGAUGCCCAGUAAGAUCCAUGUGGACAUAAACACACUGCGGAAAGAGCAGCGCGGUGGCAGUACCGUGACCACCCAGCAUCGCACUCAGUCCUUAAAUAGGAACUCCACCAUGAGGCAGCAGCAACAGCAACAGCAGUCCAUGGAUCAGAUAGACAGGGCCGGAACUCUGCCCCGAUAUGGUUACAACUCGCUGCAGCAGCAGGCAGAGAAUCAGGGAAGGCGAAUGGGUUCCACCUUUCUCCAAAAGUCCCAUCAAUUUGUGGAGGAUGUGAGCAGGGAUGUGAGGAGCAGCAAUGCCUCGAAUGGCAUUCGACCGGGUUUCAAGAGGGCGCCCAGCGAAGGCAGCAACCAGCAGCCUCAAGCCUUCCGGGAUGAGUCGCGGGUCUCUCAAUACGAUCAAGGCACUCAAACGGAUUGUUUGCUAAUAACCGAAGAGGAACCAACGCCAACCGAGGCCCGGACAAAUGAACACCACCUCCUGGAUAAUGGCGUCAAUAAAACGCCUUUGCGUAAAUCAGCCUCAUUCUCCUCCUCGUCGACCAGUUCGCCGGCCAGUUCCUCAUUGGGAUCGGCCACAUCGACCAUGUCGCUGCGCUCCUCAACGCCCCUAAGGAGCAAUCAUUCCCAUUCGAGUCGCGCUCUCCGAAGUGACACGAUCAACACGUUCCAGAAGUGGGAGACCACUAUUGAAUCCAUCAGCUACGUGAGCACCAAAACCGUUUCCAUCUCCGAUUUCAACCAGGAGCCGCAGCUACGCGAGCAAACAGUGCAACAACUCCAUGGUGGCAACAUCGGAGGCGCCUAUGUGCCCCCGGCGCUGACACAUGUGUACGCUCAGGGCGACAUAUCGCCACCUGUGUUCGAGCAGAUCUUCAAGAACGCUCGCUUUGCCCAGGGCGGCAAUGCUUUGUUCGAGGGACGCCUGCGUGGCAACCCAAAGCCAUUCGUGACCUGGACCCGGAAAGGCGCACCCCUUCUCGAGUCGCAGAAGUUCCGGAUGAGCUACAACGAGGCCACCGGCGACGUGUCCCUGCUGAUCAACCAGAUCGGACCCGGGGACGAGGGCGAGUACACGUGCACGGCGCGCAACCAGUACGGCGAGGCCAUCUGCAGCGUCUACAUCCAGCCGGAGGGCGCCCCAAUGCCCGCCCUGCAGCCCAUCCAGAAUCUGGAGAAGAACAUCUACUCGAACGGGUAUUCGUACACGUCCAUCGAGGAGGAGUUCCGUGUGGACACCUUCGAGUACCGGCUGCUGCGUGAGGUUUCCUUCCGUGAGGCCAUUACCCGUCGAUCCGGAUAUGAGCAGGACUCCCAGCUCUCGCAGGAGCUGGACCGUAACCAGGGUCCGGCGCAGGCACCGCAGAUCUCGCAGAAGCCGCGCAGCUCUAAGCUGAUCGAAGGCUCCGACGCCGUCUUUACGGCUCGCGUCGGUUCCAACCCGAAGCCCCGGCUCACCUGGUUCCACAAUGGUCAGCGCCUGGUGGCCUCGCAGAAGUACGAGAUCUCUUACUCCAGCGGAGUGGCCACUCUGCGCGUGAAGAACGCCACGGCUCGCGACGGCGGUCAUUACACCCUGCUCGCCGAGAAUUUGCAGGGCUGUGUGGUUUCAUCCGCCGUGUUGGCCGUGGAACCAGCCGCAGAGUCUGCCUACGAGCCCAAGCCCGUGGACAUGAUGGCCGAGCAAUUGGAGGCGGGCAAGGCGUUGCCUCCCGCCUUCGUGAAAGCCUUUGGAGACCGCGAGGUGACCGAGGGUCGCAUGACCAGGUUCGAUUGCCGUGUGACUGGCAAUCCCUACCCCGAAGUCUUCUGGCUGAUCAACGGACGCCAGGUUCGUGACGAUGCCUCCCAUAAGAUUCUGGUCAACGAGUCCGGCAGCCAUUCGCUGAUGAUCACCAACGUGACUCGUCUGGAUGCUGGCGCUGUCCAAUGUCUGGCCCGCAACAAGGCCGGCGAAGUGGCCAUCGAGGCGCAUUUGAAUGUGCUGGAGAAGGAGCAGGUUGUCGCACCACAAUUUGUUCAACGCUUCAGCACCAUGACUGUGCGCGAGGGUGAGCCCAUCACGAUGAGUGCCAACGCUAUCGGCACACCUCAGCCACGCAUCACCUGGCAGAAAGACGGCGUCCAGAUCUCGUCUACCGCCGAGCGCUUCGUGGGCAUCGACGGCGGCGCCACCUGCCUGGAGAUUCCGCGCGUCAAGGCCACCGACGCGGGUUGGUAUCAGUGCACCGCCCAGAACAUUGCCGGAUCGACGGCCAAUAGGGCCCGACUUUAUGUCGAGGUUCCCAGGGAGGAGCCAAGCUACGAGCAGCGGCGUCUCAAUCUCCCGAGACCAACGAAAGUCAUCGAGCCAGAACCAAUUCCUGGCCCUGAAAUCAUCUAUCUGCGUCAUGUAGAGCGCGCCAAGCCCCAUCUCCGUCCAGGAGAGGAGGAUCGCGUCUAUCCGCCCCCGCAGUUCAUCAUCCCGCUGCAGAAUGUGCAGCAGACCGAGGGUGGACGCGUCCACAUGGAGGCACGCAUUGAGCCCGUCGGCGACCCCACCAUGGUCGUCGAGUGGUUCCUUAACGGACGCCCGCUGGCAGCCAGUGCCCGCGCCACGUCCGUCUUCAAGUUCGGCUUCAUCGCCCUGGAUCUGCUGAGCAUCAUGGGCCACGAUUCCGGCGAGUACAUGUGCCGCGUAAGCAACGCCAGCGGAGUGGCCGAGUCUCGUGCCAUUCUUUCCGUGGUCCAGCGCCCCUCCAUCGAGCAGGCAUCGCAGAAUCCUAAUAGCCUGCAGUACAUUAACCAGGUGGAAGACUACUCGCGCUACCAGCGCCAGGAGAGCUCCGAGGAGCAGAUCAACCAGGCGCCGCAGUUCAUUCGCCCGCUCCGCGAUCUCGGGGAGUUCGAGGAGGGCAAGAACGUGCACUUUGAGGCACAGGUUACACCCGUUAAUGAUCCCUCUAUGCGCGUGGAGUGGUACAAGGAUGGACUACCCAUAACGGCCAGUUCCCGCAUCACCGCCAUCUUUAACUUUGGCUACGUCUCCCUUAACAUCCUGCACCUAAGGGCCGAGGAUGCUGGUACUUAUACCGUGCGGGCGGUAAACCGCAUUGGCGAGGCCAUCAGCCAAUCGUCGAUCCGUGUUCACUCGCGUUCCCAGGUCACUGCUGACCUGGGUAUUCCCGAGCAGCAGCGGUAUAUUGAGAAGGUGGAGGAGCUGGAGGACUACCGUAAGUCCCAGCAGCGUCGUCAUGUCCAGGAGGCGCCCGAGGCCAUUGCUCCGCCUCAGUUCAAGACACCGAUCCAGAACCAAUUGGACCUGCGAGAGCACGCGCAUGCGCACUUCGAGGCGCGUCUCGAACCCAUCGGUGAUUCCACCAUGCGCGUCGAGUGGCUGAAGGACGGACAGCCCCUGGAGGCCAGCUCCAGGAUCACCACGUACCACAACUUUGGCUAUGUGGCGCUGACAAUCAAGCAGCUGACCAUCUACGAUGCCGGCACCUACACUUGCCGUGCCUACAAUGCCAUGGGACAAGACACCACCGUGGCCCAGCUGACGGUGAUCUCCAAGAACGAGAUUGUGUCCGAGUCGCAGCACCCAGGUGGUCUCCAGAAGAUCCAACAUCUGGAAGACUCAUCCCGCUACGGACGUCGCGAGGAGGAGGAGACCUAUGUCACUCAGGCUCCACGCUUCCUGGGUCCCCUGAAGGGCACCACCAAGAUCCUCGAGGGUCAGCGUGCUCACUUCGAGGCCCGCGUGGAGCCCCAGAGCGAUCUGGGCCUGCAGAUCGAGUGGUACCACAACGGUCGCUCCAUCACCGCCGCCAAUCGCAUCCAGACCUACUACGACUUUGGCUACGUCGCCCUCGAUAUUUCGCAGGUGCGCGCCGAGGAUGCUGGCGUCUACCUUGUAGUGGCCAGGAACAAGCUAGGUGAAGCUCAGCAGCAAGCAACGAUGAUAGUGGAAACUCGUUCCAGUAUCGACACAUCUAGCAUGCACCGCGGUCUGUACGAGAAGACCCAGAACCUGGAGAAUAAGCAGUUCGUUGAGCCGCAAUAUGACAUUGAGGAGAUCUCCAAGUCCAAGCCGGUAUUUGUCCAGCCUCUGACCGAUCCAAAGCCCAUCCAUGAUGGCAAGAACAUCCAUCUGGAGUGCCGCCUGGAGCCAAUGGGUGAUCCUACCAUGCGCGUCGAGUGGUUCCAUAACGGUCGCCCCGUCACUGUGGGCUCCCGUUUCCGCACCUACUACGACUUCGGUUUUGUGGCUCUGGACAUCAUCAAGGCCACGGCCGCCGAUUCCGGCGAGUACACGGUGAGGGCCACCAACCACCUGGGCUCUGCCCACACCUCGGCCUGUGUGCGUGUGAUUGACCACACGGAUGUGGUCACCGAGACCCAGAACGAGCAAUCGCUGGAGCAGAUCCAGCUGCUAGAGGAUUCGCGUCGUCGUCAUCAUCAGGAGGAGGAUAUCACCGUUAUGCAGGCACCCCAGUUCACCAGGGCUCUGCACAACAUUGAGACGGUUGAGGGCACCAAUGUUCACCUGGAGUGCCGCCUACAGCCCGUGGGUGAUCCCAGCAUGCGCAUCGAGUGGUUCGUUAACGGCAAACCAGUGAAGACAGGUCAUCGUUUCCGUCCCGCCUAUGAGUUCGAUUAUGUGGCCCUGGAUCUGCUUGGCUGCUAUGCCAUCGACUCGGGUGUCUACACCUGCCAGGCCAGGAACCAGCUGGGCGAGGCUGUCACCUCGUGUUCCGUACGCAUUAUUGCCAAGAACGAUCUGAUCCUGGAGACGCAAAACGAGUCUGGAUUGCAGAAGAUUCAGUAUCUGGAGGACUCUUCGCGCUAUCGCCGCAACGAGUUCGUUGACGAGGUGGUCAACAUUCGUCCGCGUUUCCUCACCCACCCCAAGAGCCUGACCAACACCCGCGAGGGUGGUCACGCCCACUUUGAGUGCAAGAUUGAGCCCGUGACGGAUCCCAAUCUGAAGGUGGAGUGGUUCAAGAACGGUCGCCCCAUCACUGUGGGCCAUCGCUUCCGUCCUAUCCAUGACUUUGGCUAUGUGGCCCUGGACAUUGUCCAGCUGAUUGCCGAGGAUUCUGGUGUCUACACCUGCAGGGCUGUCAACCUGAUCGGUUCCGAUGAAACCCAGGUGGAGCUGCAGUGCCGCAGCGGUGAGCAGAUUGUCACCGUCACCCAGAACGAGGCUGGCUUGGAGCAGAUCCACUACCUGGAGGAUCGAUCGCGCUACAGCCGCCGCGAGGAGAUCGACGAGAGCACCAAGCAGGCUCCAGUGUUCACCACUUCCCUGAAGAACAUUGAGAUCAAGGAGAACCAGAGGGCUCAUUUCGAGUGCCGCCUGAUUCCCGUCUCCGAUCCUUCGAUGCGCGUGGAGUGGUACCACAAUAAUCUGCCUCUGAAGUCUGGUUCCCGUUUCACCGAGACCAACAACUUUGGCUUUGUGGCUUUGGACAUUAUGUCCACGUUGCCGGAAGAUGCCGGCACCUACACCUGCCGUGCCUUCAAUGCCGUCGGUGAAGCCAUCACCUCUGCCGUGGCCGUUGUGCACACCAAGAAAUCCAUCUACCUGGAGUCGCAGCAUGAGACCGCUCUGCCACGCCUACAGCACCUGGAGGAUGGCUCCAAGCGCCAGCGCAUCAGCGUCCAGGAUGAGUUUGUGUCCCAGGCUCCCGUCUUCACCAUGCCGGUGAGAGAUGUCCGUGUGGCCGAGAACCAGGCCGUGCACUUUGAGGCUCGCCUGAUCCCGGUGGGAGAUCCGAACCUGAAGGUGGAGUGGCUGCGCAACGGCCAGCCCAUCGAGGCCUCUAACCGCACCACCACCAUGCAUGACUUUGGCUACGUCGCCCUCAACAUGAAGUAUGUGAACCCGGAGGACUCUGGCACUUACACCUGCCGUGCUGUCAACGAGCUGGGCCAGGCGGUCACCUCCGCUUCACUGAUUGUGCAAUCAAAGACUGCCAUUCAGCUGGAGACCCAGCACGAGGCAGCCAUGCACAAGAUUCACCAGUUGGAGGAUCAUAGCAAGUACCAGCGCAGGGAGGAGGAGGAAUACACGGUUACCACCGCACCCGUGUUUGUUACCAAGUUGAUUGGACCCACCAAUCUGGUGGAGGGCCAGAGCGCUCACUACGAGUGCCGCAUUGAACCCUACCCAGAUCCCAACCUCAAGGUGGAGUGGUUCCACAACGGCAAGCCCCUGAGCACUGGUCAUCGCUUCCGUACCACCUAUGACUUUGGAUUCGCCGCCUUGGACAUCCUGACUGUCUAUGCGGAGGACAGCGGCGAGUACACUUGCCGCGUGACCAACAACCUGGGCCAGGCCGUCAACUCGAUUGUCCUGAAUGUAACCUCCCGCUCGGGCAUUAUCCAUGAGACCCAGCACGAGGAGGCUCUGACCAAGAUCCAGCAUUUGGAGGAUGCUUCGCGCUUCCAGAGGAAGACCGACGAGGAGCAGUUCCAUGCCGAGCGUCCCCAGUUCGGACGCCCGCUGCGUAAUGCCAAGGUCAACGAGGGAACUCCCGUCCAUCUGGAGGCCACGUUGAUCCCAGUGAAUGAUCCCACCAUGAAGGUGGAGUGGUACUGCAACGGCAGGCCCAUCCAAACGGGUCACCGCUUCAAGACCACCUACGACUUUGGCUUUGUGGCUUUGGAUAUUCUGUACGCCCAUGCCGAGGACACCGGCACCUACAUGUGCAAGGCCAAGAACGCCGUUGGAGAAGCUGUCACGACUUGUGCUGUAAACGUAACAGCAAAUAAGACACUCGACCUGGACACCUUGGAUGCUCAGCGAUUGGAGAAGAUUCGCCAGUUGGAGAGCUAUGCUCCACCCACUAAGGCCGUGGUGGAGGAGAAGGGCCAGAAGCCCAUCUUCCUUACCCCGCUGAGCAACCUGGAGCACUUGAAGGAGGGCGAACAUGCCCACUUGGAGUGCAGAGUGGAACCUAUUAACGAUCCUAACCUGAAGAUCGAGUGGUUCUGCAACGGUAAGCAGCUGCCCACUGGUCAUCGGUUCCGCACGACCCACGACUUUGGCUACGUCGCCCUGGAUAUCCUGUACGUCUAUGGCGAGGAUACUGGCACCUACAUCUGCAAGGCCACCAACCAGCUGGGGGAGGCUGUGAAUACGUGCAAUGUGCGCGUGUUGAACCGUCGCAGCAUGAUUCUGGAUACCCAGCAUCCUGAUGCUCUGGAGAAGAUCCAGAAGCUGGAGUCCAAGGUGGUGAAUGCUCGCACUGAGGUCGGAGAGCACCCGAUCAGUCCGCCUCACUUCACCGCAGAGCUGCGCGGCUCCACUGAGAUCUACGAGGGCCAGACGGCUCACUUUGAGGCUCAAGUGGCUCCGGUUCACGAUCCUAACUUGCGCAUCGAGUUCUACCAUAAUGGCAAGCCUUUGCCCUCGGCCUCUCGUUUCCACAUCACCUUUGACUUUGGUUACGUGUCCUUGGAUAUUACCCAUGCCGUGGCCGAGGAUGCCGGUGAAUACUCCGUCCGUGCUGUGAACGCCUUGGGCCAGGCUGUGUCUUCCACCAGCUUGAGGGUUAUUCCUCGUGGUACCAUCAUUUCGGACACCCAACAUCCAGAGGGUCUGGAGAAGAUCCGCAAGCUGGAGUCUACGGCGCCGCAUCAGCGCCAGGAACCCGAGACCCCAGGCACUCGCCAGCGUCCGGUGUUUACUCAGCCUCUGCAGAACAUCGAUAGGAUCAACGAGCACCAGACGGCCCACUUCGAAGCCCGUCUGAUUCCCGUGGGAGAUCCCAACCUCAAGGUUGAGUGGUACCGCAACGAGAAGCUCAUCGAAGACAGUUCCCGUAUCACCAAGCAGCACGACUUUGGCUAUGUCUCGCUAGAUAUCUCGCACAUCCGCAAGGAGGAUGAGGGCGUGUACAUGUGCCGCGCUGUAAAUCCUUUGGGUGAGGCUGUAACCACCGCCUCCAUGCGCGUGGUGUCUGAGGCUAGCAUCCAAAUGGAUACCCAGCAUCCGGACAGCAUCAGUCGCAUCCACCAGCUGGAGAAGCCAGUGGCUCCACGUCCUAGCGAACCCGAGCGUCUGUUUGAGAAGCCCAUCUUCACUCAACUGCUCACUGGACCUUCGGAGCUUUGGGAGGGCGCUCACGCCCACUUCGAGGCCCGUGUGGUGCCUGUGGGAGAUCCGACACUCAAGUUUGAAUGGUUCAUCAACGGCGUGGAGCUGCAGAUGGGCUCCCGUCUGCGUACCACCCACGACUUUGGAUUCGUUACCUUGGACAUUGCUGCAGUGGUGCCAGAGGAUGCUGGCGUUUACAUGUGCCGUGCCUAUAACGCCGCUGGUGAGGCUGUGUCCUCAACUGCCAUGAAGGUGAAGACGAGGGCGAACAUCGAUGGUCAACCAUUGAUCCCAGAGUCAUGGGAGGCUAUUCGCCUGAAGGAGGCUGCCAUGAACCGUGUUCCCGAGAUGUUUGUGGACUCGACUCCACAACAGGCCCCAGUCUUCACCACCCACCUGCAGAGCUACGACAAGCUCCAUGAGGGUCAACAUGUGCUCUUGGAGGCUCAGGUGGAGCCGCGUGCGGAUCCCAACCUUCGCAUCGAGUGGUUCAAGAAUGGUAUUUCCCUGACCACUGGCUCCCGCAUCCGCAGCACCUUCGAUUUCGGUUUAGUUACGCUGUCCAUCAAUGGAUUGCGUGCGGAUGACUCGGCUAUUUACACCUGCAAGGCCACCAACCAGGUGGGCGAAGCUGUUUCGACCUCCUCCCUCAAGAUCGAGGAUCGUCACUGGCUUCAGGCCGAGUCCCUGCACCCGGAUUCGCUUCCUCGCAUCGGAGAACUGGAGGCACCCAAGGAGGGACGUCCUGAGGCUCCAGAGCCGACCUACGAGACCCCGGUGUUCAUCACUCAUCUUAACAACAUCGAGUGCAAGGAGGGCGAUAACGUGCGUUUCGAAUGCAACGUCGAACCGGCCCGUGAUCCGACCAUGUCCAUCGAAUGGUUCUACAAUGGACAGCCCCUGCAAGCCGCUGCCAAGUUCAAGUCUAUCUACGACUUCGGCUAUUGCGCUCUGGAUCUGACCAACUCGUAUGCUGAGAACAGCGGUGUUUACACCUGCAAGGCCACCAACAGCAAGGGUUCGGCUACAACCUCGGGUACUCUCAAGUGCACUGGUGGCAAGACCAUGUUCCUGGACACCCAGCAUCCGCAGGGUGAGACUGGCCUGGAGGCCGUUCAAGAAACCGAGGAGGCUCUGGCCAACCGAUAUGCCAACAAAUCAGCCAAGCCGGAAACGCAGUACCCACCACCAGUGUGGACCAAGCCCCUGCAGGCUGAGUUCCAUCUGUCGGAGGCUCAACCGAUCCACUUGGAGGCCAAUGUGGAGCCGAAGGAGGAUCCAAACUUGUUCAUCGAGUGGUACUUCAACGGCAAGAUGCUGCAGCAUGGUUCUCGCUUCAAGAUGACCAGCGAGUUUGGAUUUGUGACCAUGGAUAUGAUCGAGGUGUAUGCCCGCGACCAGGGAAUUUACACGUGCAAGGCUUACAAUAAGGCUGGUGAAGCCUUUACCUCCACCACCAUCUUCUGUUCGGACAAGUCGAACAUCAUUGACUCCACACAGCAUCCGAAGGGAGCUGAGGGCCUGGAACAGAUCCAGGACCUGGAAGAUUCUCUCCGCAAGGACGGCUCGAAGCCGGAGCAACCGGAUCUGGGUAUCCCACCGCGCUUCACCACCGAAUUCGUUAACAUCGCCGACAUUGGGGAGGGUGAACUGGCCCACUUUGAGGCCAAUCUCAUCCCAGUGGGUGAUCAGAGCAUGGUCAUCGAGUGGUUCUAUAACGGAAAAGUCCUGGAAGCCAGCCAUCGUGUGCGCACCAUCUACGCCUUUGGCACUGUGGCUCUUGAGGUCCUUGGAACGAAGAUCGAGGACACCGGCACCUACACUUGCCGUGCCACCAACAAGCAUGGAACUGCCGAGAUCAGCUGCAACCUGGAGUGCGUGGACAAGCCGAGGGGCCAGAAGCCGCGCUUCACUUCCCAUAUCCAGCCGCUGCAGGGCCUGAAGGACGGUCAGUCCGCUCACUUUGAGUGCACCCUGAUCCCUGUCAAUGAUCCCGAACUGAAGGUAGAAUGGUAUCACAACGGCAAGCUCCUGCGUCACUCCAACCGCAUUAAGACCGUGUCCGACUUUGGCUAUGUCGUGUUGGACAUUGCCUAUCUGCAGGAUCACGACAGCGGAGAGUACGUGUGCAGGGCAUGGAACAAGUACGGAGAGGACUUCACCCGCACCACCCUCAACUGCGGAGGUCGCGGUGGAGUUUUCUACGACAGCUUGCAGCCGGAUUCGCUGCAGAGGAUCAGGGAAUUGGAGUGCCCACAAGGACAGCAGGCCGACACUUCCGCUCCCGUGGUUGCUGAACCACCCAAGUUCAUCACCCAGAUCAGCGAUGUCACCAAGCUGGUGGAGGGCCAGUCGGCUCACUUUGAGGCUCGCUUGACGCCCAUCACCGAUCCAGACUUGGUUGUAGAGUGGUACUUUAAUGGUAAGAAACUGCCACAUGGUCACCGUUUCCGCACCUUCCACGACUUUGGCAUUGUCAUCCUGGACAUCCUUUAUUGUUACGAGGAGAACUCUGGAGUGUACGAGUGCAGGGCUUAUAAUAAAUAUGGUGAGGAUGUGACCCGAGCUUCGCUCAAGUGCGCCUCCAAGGCUAGCCUCAUUCUGGACUCCCAGCUGCCGCGAGGCAUGGAGGGUGGUCUGGAAAAGAUCGCUAAUCUGGAGUACAGCAUGGUGCGCACUCGCGACGAAACCACCGAGGAGACCAAGGGCAAGGCUCCCGUCUUCACUGUACCGCUGGAGAACAUCGAGAAUCUGCGCGAGGGCGAGAAUGCCCACUUCGAGGCUAGAAUUACGCCGACUGAUGAUCCCAAGCUGAAGGUCGAGUGGUACUGGAACGGACGACCAUUGAAGGCCGGCUCUCGGUUCCGCACUUUCUGCGACUUUGGAUUUGUUAUUCUGGAGAUUUCCCCUGUGUAUCCCGAGGAUUCUGGCGAAUACUCUUGCCGUGCUAUCAACGAGUACGGCGAGGCUGUCACAACUGCCACCAUGAAGAUCCAGGGCAAGCGCAGCAUCAUUAUGGAAUCGCAACUGCCAAAGGGCAUGGAGGGAACCAUCGAUCGCAUCGCAGAACUGGAGGGAUUGGGCUCCCGCAGCACCGAGUUCGUGCCUGACGAUGAUACAGGAAAGCCGCCAGAGUUCAUCACUACACCCUUCGACAUGGUCAUCACUGAGAACUCGCUGGCCCACUUCGAGUGCCGCCUGCAGCCUAUCAACGACCCAUCGAUGCGUGUGGAUUGGUUCCACAAUGGCAAGGCCUUGUGGGCUGGCUCCCGCAUCAAGACCAUCAACGAUUUCGGUUUCGUAAUCCUUGAGAUCGCCGGUUGCUAUCAGCGCGACACGGGUCUGUACACUUGCAAGGCUACGAACAAGCACGGCGAGGCCACGGUCUCCUGCAAGUUGCAGGUUAAGGGUCGCCAGGGCAUCGUUAUGGAGCCCCAGCUGCCCUCCAACUUCCGCACUGGCACUGAAAGCCUGCAGAAGCUGGAGGAGAGCAUGCACAAGCGCGAGGAGAUUGUGAUCGAUGAGGAGCAGCCCAACCCGCCCAAGUUCACCGAGGACAUCAAGGACAAUUUGGAUGUGCCCGAGGGUGGUCCAAUUCACUUUGAUUGCCGUGUCGAGCCUGUUGGCGAUCCGAGCAUGCGUAUUGAAUGGUUCUACAAUGGUCGCGUUAUGGCCACUGGCUCCAGGGUUCACCAGCUCAACGACUUUGGCUUUAUUGCCUUGGAUGUGGAUUACAUUUACGCCAGGGAUUCGGGAGAGUACACUUGUCGGGCGACAAACAAGUGGGGCACUGCCACCACAACCGCCAAGGUUACCUGCAAGGGCAAGCACAAUAUUGUGUACGAAUCUCAACUGCCCGAGGGCAUGACCUCUGAAAAGUUGAAGGAACUAGAACGCGGACGCAUCCCAGAGGCCCCCAAGGUGGUUGAACAGGAGUUCGGACCACCGAAAUUCACCACGCAAAUCACUUCAGUCACUGUUGAUGAAGCUGAGGCUGUACGAUUCGAGUGCCAGGUUGAACCCAAGACGGAUCCCAGCCUGCGCGUCGAAUGGUACCGCAAUGGCAAGCCUUUGCCUUCUGGACAUCGUUACAGGAAUAUUUUCGAUAUGGGCUUUGUCUCUCUGGAUAUUCUCUAUGUGUAUGGAGAGGACUCUGGUGAAUACGUUUGCCGAGCUAUCAACAACCACGGCGAGGAUCGCACCAAGGCCACUGUAUCGUGCAAGAAACUCCCCACCAUCUUGCUGCAGAACCAAGUGCCUCGCGGCAUGAAGCGUUCGGAGACUCUGACCCAAAUGGAGGCUACCAUCAAGAAGUACACCUCCGAGGUCCAUUUGACCGAGGACGAUCUGUUUGAUCCCGAUCGCAAGCAGCCUCCUCGCUUUGUCACCCAGAUUAAGGAACAGCUCACUCUUACUGAGAUGGCAGUGACCAAGUUUGAGUGCCAGCUGGCGCCUGUGGGUGAUCCCAACAUGAAGGUCGAGUGGUUCUUCAAUGGCAAGCCUCUACUGUACAAGAACCGUUUCCAGCCUAUUUACGAUUUCGGUUAUGUGGCCAUGAACUUUGGUUGGGUUUAUCCCGAGGACAGUGGAGAGUAUGUCUGCCGUGCCACCAACUUGUAUGGCAUGGAUGAGACUCGUGCCAUUAUCAAGGUUUCUGGAAAGCCCGGUAUUGUCUACGAUUCGCAGCUGCCCGCUCAUAUGCAGAGCAUUGAUCGCAUUCGCGAAAUGGAAGCCUCAUGGCAAGUGGUGCCUGAGGAGGUUGAUCCCGAUGCAAAGCCCAGAACCAAGCCAGUCUUUGUAAGCAAACUGGAGCCACAGGUUGUGGAGGAGGGCGAUCCAGCCCGCUUCUGUGUCCGUGUUACUGGACACCCACGGCCCAGGGUGAUGUGGUUGAUUAAUGGCCACACUGUUGUGCAUGGCUCUCGCUACAAGCUAACCAACGAUGGCAUGUUCCAUCUGGAUGUACCGAAGACACGUCAGUAUGAUACCGGCAAGGUGGAAGUGAUUGCUCGCAAUUCCGUGGGUGAAUCUAUUGCCACCACCGAGCUGAAGGUGGUUGCCCGUUCCGAUGACUACCGUAAUGUUCUAAAGAACUCUCCACGUCGCAUCGUUGGAUCGAAGGAUUACCGCAAGCCGGAAUGGGUGACUCACAUGGAGGAAAUGCAGGUGGCUCUCAAAGAAACAGCAACCACUCAGGUGGAAAAACAGUUCAUACAGCAACAAGAACAUGUGCAAAUACAAGUACAACAACAAGAACAACAAGAACAAGUGCAGAUACAGGCUCAGGCUGAACAAAUUGUGCAGAAGAAAACGAAAACUAAAAUCACCAAAAAGCAUAAAAAACACACAGAACAAGAACAGAAACAGGAAGAGGAGGUUGUCGAGUCCAUCGAAUACGAACAAAGAGAAACACUGGCAUUGGCCCAUGAAACAAGCACAGGAUCACCAAAGGCAGAAACUCUUGAGCAAAUCGAAGAGCUUAAGCCCACAUACGAGACACUAUCCACGCAAAAUCAACCACAAGACACGCUCGAAUCCGUUGCGGUUGCAGUCACCACAGAACUUUCUACACCGAAACCAUUUUCAGCUCAGGCGCAGGACGACAUAUUACCCCAAAAGGUAUUGGCUGUCAGUGAGGAGAGAGUAACGCUCGAUGAAGUUAGCAUCAGCAAAGAAUUCCCACGACCUGAAGAAAGUAAGCUAAGUCAAGAGAUUGAAAUCAGGCAAAAGCACGCUGCUGAUGUCUCUGAAGCCGAGACAGCCGAGGCUCCCAAGGAAAUAAAACCAUCCAAGAUUCCGAAGUCAGUAAAGGCCCAGCGCAAGUUAAAAGAAUCACGUCCUCUGCUGGUUGAAACUACCAGCGUAGAAGAAGCCAUCGAUGAUCUAGUACCAUUAAAGACCACCAGUCAACAGGCUCACGGUGAUAUCUUGCUGUCGCAUGAGCUAAGCGAAGAGCAGCCAUCUACACUGGAGAGCUUUACGCAGCUGAAAUCCAUAGAAACUAUGGGGGAAACAGUGCAGCCAAAAUUACUAAAUCAGGAAGAGGUAAUUAUCACAGAAGUAAUGAGCAGCGAAUCGUUUGGAAAGGAAGUCACCCAGGAAAAGCCAGCUACCGAGACGAUCACUCCACAAGUAACCCCUAAUAUCAGUCUAGCCAUUAGCGAAUGUCAACCGGAAGACUCAGUUGAAGAACUGCAGCCAAACGCUGAGACUCGUCCAGAGACAUCCACAACAUCUGUUACGGAACACAAGGCAGCGAGUGGAAGUGCUCCUGAAGUUUUGGAAAGCGUACAACCGAUGCCAUUGGAGACCCAACCAACCAAGAGUGUGGCGGAUAUCACAGUUAAGGCCGAGGAGGUGCCAAUUCUAGUCCAAGAAACUGAACCCUUCGACAGUCUGCCCGAGAGCGAGGUGCCUAAGACACGGACUGAUGACAUCAAAGCCAUGGAACAAUUGGUGUUAGCUGAGGCCUUGCUAAAUAUUACUGCAGAUUCUCAGAGUCCCAUCGAAGAAAAUUUACCCAUCUUUAAGACUGAUGCCAAGGAAGCCAUUAUGGACAUACAGGCACAAAUUCAUGUCACCACCGAGGAAACCAUAUCACAUGAAGAAGCCAUAAAGGACCUAGGACUGAAUAAUAUUCCAAAACUGUCAGAGGGAACUGUGGGGCAAACUGUAGCCUUGACCAUUGGCGAAACGCUUGAGACAACUAUUUCAGAAAUGGCACAGGAACUAGUUGAACCUCUGGUGGAAUCCACUAAACCCGCAAAGGGCACCAUAACGAAACCUUAUGGAACAGCGGAGAGUAGUAAAGAGGAGCUUUUCGAUUCAUUGGGUUUCGUGCCAGAUGAAGAUCGCCAGACAGCUCACGGAAAGGUGAAUAUCGUUGAAGGGGAAGUUGUGGCAGAAAUUCAGACUACGAAUGUGAUAGAUACAGAAGGAGAAUUUUUGUCACCGGUUCCACAGUUCAUGGAUGCCAAAUUGGAGUUUGUCGAACAGGCUGCAUUGGAGGUCAAGCAAGACUCAACUGAGGAAAAGGAACAAAUCCUGUCUCCUGAUACAGAUCAGACUUCACAGACGGCAACACAAAAGAUAACUACCACUGAGCUUAAGGUAACUAGCGUAUUUGAAGUUCAACCAGACCAUACAUCCAGUGAUAUUAUUACUGAAAACACGAAGUCGGCAGAGGCAAAUAAAGUAUUUGAGUCGAUGCCAAUUGGAGUUGCAACUAGGCCCGAUCUAUUGGAGAGCAUUGGCCCCAUGGAACCAGCUCAACAACCUGAGCUUAAAACAGGAAACAUGUUACUGAUUGACAACCAACAGCCUUUGGAGGUUACCAAUGUACAAAUAACUGAGACUAGCACCGAACUACUUGACAUUCUGCCAAAGGAGAAACUUACCAACGCCCAGCCUAUCACCGAUAUAUUUAAUUAUGCCGAGGGUCUUGAGAUAAUUCCCAUGGAGUCUACAAAAAAUAAAGCCGAAGACAGCAAACCAAGUUUAGUAAUUGCCGAAGUAAGCAUGCCACAGCAAUAUGGAACAGAUAUUGGAGAGCAGGCGCCAUUGGAAAGCAUAGAGGGACGCACCGAUGAUUUGCAUCCUGCCCUGCAGACCACAGAAAGCCACUUUAGUCUGAUGCAGUCACUGGAAACUAGAUCAUGCGUAACACUAGAAGGCGAAUCAACUCUUGCGACUGAAGAGCCAAAUACUUUGCAGAGUGCUGUUAUUGGCACAACUGGACCUUUGCAGGUUGCCAACACUACGAGACCGCAACAUAUGGAGUCGCUGGAUGAACUAGACCAUCAGAAGCAGCCUAAUCAGCAGGCACAUUUCAAUAUAGGAGAAAUCACGUUACCCAAGAUCGAAGAAAACAUAAUUUGUGAUGCCUUAAAGGACUAUACAAUACCAGAGUACAAGUUGUCAUCGGUUAGCAACGUGCAGAUAAUUGAAACUUCAACAGCUUUGAAAACAAGUACAACCAUUACGAGCGAGAAUACAUCGGAUCUAAAAGACCUUGAUAUUCCACAGCAAGUUAAUGUUACACCCAAAUUAAAUGAUUUUACACAGAAAAUUCCACUCUCGGAGGAGGCACGAGUUCUGGAUCAUGUUUCCGACCUACAUGACAUUCAAAUUCCAUCGGCAACUAGUCAACCUACAAUUAGUAGUUUCCAUGAGAUUAAUGUAAGCGAGACUGAAGUAUUAGAAAGAGAGGAGCUCCUUGAAGGAGUUGCGCAGCCAAGUGAACAACUGAUUAAUGUUGCCUUGGACUCUACUACGAGUAUAGCAGUGACACGACAGGAAAAUGCCUUUGAGCUGGAACAGGGUCUAAAGGUACCUUUUAUUCAGUCGGAACAGGCCAGACUUAUUUCUUCAGAGCUUCUUCGUUUGCCUGUAUCAGAAGACACGACUGAAAUCCUAUCCACCGGAGACUUGCAAGAUUUCAAAGCAAGAAACAGUUUUGCGUCUCCGAAAAUGGAUCUUUUAAAUGAAACCAAAUCAUCAGAAACGAUAUUAUAUGACACGGUUUUAAAAUCCCAAGACUCGGAUCAGCCAGAUACAGUAGUCCCACAGCAGUCUGUAGUAGCUUACGAACAUGCAUUGGUCACCGGAAACAUAGUUUUUGAUACAGCUGAGCGCGUUGAGGACAUGCCUGUCAACCUAAAAACGGCAACUAAAACCCAGGAUAAUCUAAAUCAUUCGAUAAUUGCCAGGGAUCAAAGUAUAUUGGAGUCGGAAAUAACUUUGGUAGAGGAUAUUACGCCCAAACAAACAGCGAAACAACUGGACAAUACCCAAACUCUGCUUGCAAAGCUCGUUGAUGAAGUCACCUCCUAUGAGGCAGCAGAGGAGGCUCAAAAAUCAGAUAAGCAUCUGGCACAGACAGCGGAACUCACUCAUGAACUCGGACAGGUUCAAACAACCGAACUUCAGCAAACUGUUGAGACAGAGAAGGAAUUUACAAGUCCAGAACAAUCCUACGCAGUAGCCACGUCUGAUGAAAUACCUUCAAGGCUUGGUUUACCCGUAACUACAAAAACGCAAACUGUAGAAGGACUGCAUGAACUGGACACGUUACAAGGGGACGAGAAGAUUGCUCAAAUAUCAUUUGAAGGAGGAAAACAUGAGGUAUCUAUCAGUGAAGUGUGCGGCAUAGAGGAAUCUGAAGAGUUCAUAAAAUCAGACGUUUCUCCAAUCUCUGCUGCCGAAUCCAUCGAUGUUAUGUUUAAAGCCACUCCAGAGUCUCAUGAAGAACGAAUUUUCCAAAAGGAGUCAUUAAUAUUGCCAGCAAGCCCCAUGGAAACCAAAGCCAAACCUACAGUAGAUCUGCUCCACGGUACCACUAUAUCCGAUGUGCUGGCUUUAGAGUCUUCGGAAAACGUUGAAGGUGAUCAGGUUACAUCGCAGGAGGCCCUUCUCGAGUUCGUUGUGGCAGCCGAGUCUAAUAAAGUGCUGGUUCAAACGGAUAAUAUUAUAAUGCAAAAAGAAGAGCAUUUUAAAAACACACAAAAGGAAUAUUUUGGAAAACCUUUUAUUGUAGGCACACAGAGAGAAACGCUCAUAACUGAAGUGCUCCCCAUUGAAAAUCUUGUUGGGUUGGAUUUACCACAAGAGCCUACUACAUUCCUUGCUAGCUCAACUCCCACUAAUAAAAUGUUGCAAUCCCAUAUUGUGGAAACACAAUUACCUCUUGAACUGGAAAGUGCAACCCCAGUUGAGCCGGGUGAUAUUGCUCAAGCUAAAUUGAAAUCGGAUGAACUCAACGUUCACACAACAGUUACUGAAGUCAAUGCCUACGAAAAAACUAAAGAAAUGCCAGAUGUACCAGAUCAUACUCAUUUGUUAAAUGUCUCAAAGGAUGAUGACAUUAACAGGGCUCAUUUGACAACAAUUCAAUCGACAUUCCUGAAAGAGGAUACCCUUCCCGAAUUAAAAACUUUCGGAGAUACAGCUCAAAUGUCGAAUGUUGAAUCGAAGUCUUUAGUCACCGAAGAGGUUGUCGGUUUUAGUUCUAUACAAGAAACAUAUGAGCUUCAAGUACCCGUCGAGGGGAAUGCUAAUGUAACCCAUCAAUCUCUUCAUGAAGCUGCAAGUGUGUCCGAGCCAUUAACAUACGAACAAACUCCGCAUAUUGCAUUCGAACCGAAUAAGGAGUUCCAGACAUUACCCAGCGAUGUCGAAAUGAUGCUAAAGCCAGCAGAAAUUUCAACAGUAAACAUUUACGAAAAUGUUGAGGGUCAUGGUGAAUUCACGCCAAAUACUGCAAAACUGUCAUCAGGUGCAGCUGUCCCCACUGAGUUCAAAGUUUCGGUGGUAGAAGAGGUGACUGUUAUACCUUCCUUGGGUACUCUUGCAACCGACAUGCCCGAGCAGAUCAAUGCAAUGCCAGAAACUGUUUUAUACAAGAACGUUGUUUCCAGCGAGCAGCUUUCUUGUGAUGCUGUUAGCACGUUUUUGGACGCCAGAAGGCAAUCUACAGAGCAAGCCAAGGUUCAACCAUCUGGAGUGAGAGUUGUACCUUUAAUAAGCGAGCUGCAUGAGAAAGGAACUAUUCAGGAAUCUGAAGCGAUUCCAGCUGACGAAAAACAUGCGCUACCUUCAAUCACACCGCAGAGUACGUAUCUUAAUGAACAAAUUAUCGCACACGAGCAGGCUACCUUACUAAAAGAUCAAGAACACAUAUCACCGAAAAAGGCAAACAUAAAUUUUGAAACCAACACCACAGUAAUAACAGAACAGUUAGACAUAUUCAGCACGACAGCAAGUCAUUGUUAUCCUGAUACUGAAGACUCAUUACAACCAGCGCUAGUAGAAGGCAGCUUUAAAAAUGCUUUACAAACUACACAAUUUGUAUCAGAAUCUUCGCCUGACCUACCACAAGCGAUGCUUGAAACUGCACACUAUGAAACGACCGCACACGAAGAAGAACAUUCCACUAUCACUGAGUCACAAGCAGCAACAUACAUAUCAAAAGACGGCAAUGAUAAUCAGACACAGGAGGUUAUUAUUGGGUUAGAAAAUGUUGCAAAGAGUUUAGUUAAAACGGUAAACAGUAAAAAGGAUACAGAACAAACCACAGACACAAUACACACAAAACAAAAAACACCAACACAAAAACAAGAAAGUCGUGAAACCGAAAUCACAGAAGAACCAGAAAGCGUGCAAAUAAUUGAAGAAGUUUCUAAAGACGGCAAACUACGAAAGAAAAAGAUUCGAACUCGCGUAAUCAAAAAAAUUAAAGGUGAAAAACAGGAAGUAACCAAGAUCGAAACUGUCGAGGAAGAUGACAAGCAACCUGAAACAACAGUCACUGUCGAAGAAGUUCCAGUGGAGAUAGAACAACCCGAAGAAAUCAAGGAACUUCCAGAGGAAGUUCGCGUCGUCGAGACCAUUUCCGAAGAUGGCAAGCCAAAAAAGAAGAAGAUUCGCACUCGCGUCAUUAAGAAGGUUAAGGGAGACACGCAAGAAGUCACCAAGAUCGAAACUGUCGAGGAAGAUGACAAGCAACCUCAAACAACAGUCACUGUGGAAGAAGUUCCGGUGGAGGAAGAACAGCCCGAAGAAAUCAAGGAACUUCCAGAGGAGGUUCGCGUCGUCGAAACAAUUUCCGAAGAUGGCAAGCCAAAGAAGAAGAAGAUUCGCACUCGUGUUAUCAAGAAGGUCAAGGGAGACAAGCAAGAAGUCACCAAGAUCGAAACUGUCGAGGAGGAUGACAAGCAACCUGAAACAACAGUCACUGUGGAAGAAGUUCCGGUGGCGGAAGAACAGCCCGAAGAAAUCAAGGAACUUCCAGAGGAGGUUCGCGUCGUCGAAACAAUUUCCGAAGAUGGCAAGCCAAAGAAGAAGAAGAUUCGCACUCGUGUUAUCAAGAAGGUCAAGGGAGACAAGCAAGAAGUCACCAAGAUCGAAACUGUCGAGGAAGAUGACAAGCAACCUGAAACAAUAGUCACUGUGGAAGAAGUUCCGGUGGAGGAAGAACAGCCCGAAGAAAUCAAGGAACUUCCAGAGGAGGUUCGCGUCGUCGAAACAAUUUCCGAAGAUGGCAAGCCAAAGAAGAAGAAGAUUCGCACUCGUGUUAUCAAGAAGGUCAAGGGAGACAAGCAAGAAGUCACCAAGAUCGAAACUGUCGAGGAAGAUGACAAGCAACCUGAAACAACAGUCACUGUGGAAGAAGUUCCGGUGGAAGAAGAACAGCCCAAAGAAAUCAAGGAACUUCCAGAGGAGGUUCGCGUCGUCGAAACAAUUUCCGAAGAUGGCAAGCCAAAGAAAAAGAAGAUUCGCACUCGUGUUAUCAAGAAGGUCAAGGGAGACAAGCAAGAAGUCACCAAGAUCGAAACUGUCGAGGAAGAUGACAAGCAACCUGAAACAACAAUCACUGUGGAAGAAGUUCCGUUGGAGGAAGAACAGCCCGAAGAAAUCAAGGAACUUCCAGAGGAGGUUCGCGUCGUCGAAACAAUUUCCGAAGAUGGCAAGCCAAAGAAGAAGAAGAUUCGCACUCGUGUUAUCAAGAAGGUCAAGGGAGACAAGCAAGAAGUCACCAAGAUCGAAACUGUCGAGGAAGAUGACAAGCAACCUGAAACAACAGUCACUGUGGAAAAAGUUCCGGUGGAGGAAGAACAGCCCGAAGAAAUCAAGGAACUUCCAGAGGAGGUUCGCGUCGUCGAAACAAUUUCCGAAGAUGGCAAGCCAAAGAAGAAGAAGAUUCGCACUCGCGUUAUCAAGAAGGUCAAGGGUGACAAGCAAGAAGUCACCAAGAUCGAAACAGUCGAGGAGGAUGACAAGCAACCUGAAACAACAGUCACUGUGGAAGAAGUUCCGGUGGAGGAAGAACAGCCCGAAGAAAUCAAGGAACUUCCAGAGGAGGUUCGCGUCGUCGAAACAAUUUCCGAAGAUGGCAAGCCAAAGAAGAAGAAGAUUCGCACUCGUGUUAUCAAGAAGGUCAAGGGAGACAAGCAAGAAGUCACCAAGAUCGAAACUGUCGAGGAGGAUGACAAGCAACCUGAAACAACAGUCACUGUGGAAGAAGUUCCGGUGGAGGAAGAACAGCCCGAAGAAAUCAAGGAACUUCCAGAGGAGGUUCGCGUCGUCGAAACAAUUUCCGAAGAUGGCAAGCCAAAGAAGAAGAAGAUUCGCACUCGUGUUAUCAAGAAGGUCAAGGGAGACAAGCAAGAAGUCACCAAGAUCGAAACUGUCGAGGAAGAUGACAAGCAACCUGAAACAACAGUCACUGUGGAAGAAGUUCCGGUGGAGGAAGAACAGCCCGAAGAAAUCAAGGAACUUCCAGAGGAGGUUCGCGUCGUCGAAACAAUUUCCGAAGAUGGCAAGCCAAAGAAGAAGAAGAUUCGCACUCGUGUUAUCAAGAAGGUCAAGGGUGACAAGCAAGAAGUCACCAAGAUCGAAACAGUCGAGGAAGAUGACAAGCAACCUGAAACAACAGUCACUGUGGAAGAAGUUCCGGUGGAGGAAAAACAGCCCGAAGAAAUCAAGGAACUUCCAGAGGAGGUUCGCGUAGUCGAGACCAUUUCCGAAGACGGCAAGCCAAAGAAGAAGAAGAUCCGCACUCGCGUAAUCAAGAAGGUCAAGGGAGACAAGCAAGAAGUCACUAAGAUUGAAACCGUUGAGGAAGACGAUAAGCAACCCGAAACAACAGUCACUGUGGAAGAAGUUCCGGUGGAGGAAGAACAGCCCGAAGAAAUCAAGGAACUUCCAGAGGAGGUUCGCGUAGUAGAAACAAUUUCCGAAGAUGGCAAGCCAAAGAAGAAGAAGAUUCGCACUCGUGUUAUCAAGAAGGUCAAGGGAGACAAGCAAGAAGUUACUAAGAUUGAAACCGUUGAGGAAGACGAUAAGCAACCCGAAACAACAGUCACUGUGGAAGAAGUUCCGGUGGAGGAAGAACAGCCCGAAGAAAUCAAGGAACUUCCAGAGGAGGUUCGCGUAGUCGAAACAAUUUCCGAAGAUGGCAAGCCAAAGAAGAAGAAGAUUCGCACUCGUGUUAUCAAGAAGGUCAAGGGAGACAAGCAAGAAGUCACCAAGAUUGAAACCGUUGAGGAAGACGAUAAGCAACCCGAAACAACAGUCACUGUGGAAGAAGUUCCGGUGGAGGAAGAACAGCCCGAAGAAAUCAAGGAACUUCCAGAGGAGGUUCGCGUAGUCGAAACAAUUUCCGAAGAUGGCAAGCCAAAGAAGAAGAAGAUUCGCACUCGUGUUAUCAAGAAGGUCAAGGGAGACAAGCAAGAAGUCACCAAGAUCGAAACUGUCGAGGAAGAUGACAAGCAACCUGAAACAACAGUCACUGUGGAAGAAGUUCCGGUGGAGGAAGAACAGCCCGAAGAAAUCAAGGAACUUCCAGAGGAGGUUCGCGUCGUCGAAACAAUUUCCGAAGAUGGCAAGCCAAAAAAGAAGAAGAUUCGCACUCGUGUUAUCAAGAAGGUCAAGGGAGACAAGCAAGAAGUCACCAAGAUCGAAACAGUCGAGGAGGAUGACAAGCAACCCGAAACAACAGUCACUGUGGAAGAAGUUCCGGUGGAGGAAGAACAGCCCGAAGAAAUCAAGGAACUUCCAGAGGAGGUUCGCGUCGUCGAAACAAUUUCCGAAGAUGGCAAGCCAAAGAAGAAGAAGAUUCGCACUCGUGUUAUCAAGAAGGUCAAGGGAGACAAGCAAGAAGUCACCAAGAUCGAAACUGUCGAGGAAGAUGACAAGCAACCUGAAACAACAGUCACUGUGGAAGAAGUUCCGGUGGAGGAAGAACAGCCCGAAGAAAUCAAAGAACUUCCAGAGGAGGUUCGCGUCGUCGAAACAAUUUCCGAAGAUGGCAAGCCAAAGAAGAAGAAGAUUCGCACUCGUGUUAUCAAGAAGGUCAAGGGAGACAAGCAAGAAGUCACCAAGAUCGAAACUGUCGAGGAAGAUGACAAGCAACCUGAAACAACAGUCACUGUGGAAGAAGUUCCGGUGGAAGAAGAACAGCCCAAAGAAAUCAAGGAACUUCCAGAGGAGGUUCGCGUCGUCGAAACAAUUUCCGAAGAUGGCAAGCCAAAGAAAAAGAAGAUUCGCACUCGUGUUAUCAAGAAGGUCAAGGGAGACAAGCAAGAAGUCACCAAGAUCGAAACUGUCGAGGAAGAUGACAAGCAACCUGAAACAACAGUCACUGUGGAAGAAGUUCCGGUGGAGGAAGAACAGCCCGAAGAAAUCAAGGAACUUCCAGAGGAGGUUCGCGUCGUCGAAACAAUUUCCGAAGAUGGCAAACCAAAGAAGAAGAAGAUUCGCACUCGUGUUAUCAAGAAGGUCAAGGGAGACAAGCAAGAAGUCACCAAGAUCGAAACUGUCGAGGAGGAUGACAAGCAACCUGAAACAACAGUCACUGUGGAAGAAGUUCCGGUGGAUGGAGAACAGCCCGAAGAAAUCAAGGAACUUCCAGAGGAGGUUCGCGUCGUCGAAACAAUUUCCGAAGAUGGCAAGCCAAAGAAGAAGAAGAUUCGCACUCGUGUUAUCAAGAAGGUCAAGGGAGACAAGCAAGAAGUCACUAAGAUUGAAACCGUUGAGGAAGACGAUAAGCAACCCGAAACAACAGUCACUGUGGAAGAAGUUCCGGUGGAGGAAGAACAGCCCGAAGAAAUCAAAGAACUUCCAGAGGAGGUUCGCGUUGUCGAAACAAUUUCCGAAGAUGGCAAGCCAAAGAAGAAGAAGAUUCGCACUCGUGUUAUCAAGAAGGUCAAAGGAGACAAGCAAGAAGUCACCAAGAUCGAAACUGUCGAGGAAGAUGACAAGCAACCUGAAACAACAGUCACUGUGAAAGAAGUUCCGGUGGAGGAAGAACAGCCCGAAGAAAUCAAGGAACUUCCAGAGGAGGUUCGCGUCGUCGAAACAAUUUCCGAAGAUGGCAAGCCAAAGAAGAAGAAGAUUCGCACUCGCGUAAUCAAGAAGGUCAAGGGUGACAAGCAAGAAGUCACCAAGAUCGAAACAGUCGAGGAAGAUGACAAGCAACCUGAAACAACAGACACUGUGGAAGAAGUUCCGGUGGAGGAAGAACAGCCCGAAGAAAUCAAAGAACUUCCAGAGGAGGUUCGCGUUGUCGAAACAAUUUCCGAAGAUGGCAAGCCAAAGAAGAAGAAGAUUCGCACUCGUGUUAUCAAGAAGGUCAAGGGAGACAAGCAAGAAGUCACCAAGAUCGAAACUGUCGAGGAAGAUGACAAGCAACCUGAAACAACAGUCACUGUGAAAGAAGUUCCGGUGGAGGAAGAACAGCCCGAAGAAAUCAAGGAACUUCCAGAGGAGGUUCGCGUCGUCGAAACCAUUUCCGAAGAUGGCAAGCCAAAGAAGAAGAAGAUUCGCACUCGUGUUAUCAAGAAGGUCAAGGGAGACAAGCAAGAAGUCACUAAGAUUGAAACCGUUGAGGAAGACGAUAAGCAACCCGAAACAACAGUCACUGUGGAAGAAGUUCCGGUGGAGGAAGAACAGCCCGAAGAAAUCAAAGAACUUCCAGAGGAGGUUCGCGUUGUCGAAACAAUUUCCGAAGAUGGCAAGCCAAAGAAGAAGAAGAUUCGCACUCGUGUUAUCAAGAAGGUCAAGGGAGACAAGCAAGAAGUCACUAAGAUUGAAACCGUUGAGGAAGACGAUAAGCAACCCGAAACAACAGUCACUGUGGAAGAAGUUCCGGUGGAGGAAGAACAGCCCGAAGAAAUCAAAGAACUUCCAGAGGAGGUUCGCGUUGUCGAAACAAUUUCCGAAGAUGGCAAGCCAAAGAAGAAGAAGAUUCGCACUCGUGUUAUCAAGAAGGUCAAGGGAGACAAGCAAGAAGUCACCAAGAUCGAAACUGUCGAGGAAGAUGACAAGCAACCUACAACAACAGUCACUGUGGAAGAAGUUCCGGUGGAGGAAGAACAGCCCGAAGAAAUCAAGGAACUUCCAGAGGAGGUUCGCGUCGUCGAAACAAUUUCCGAAGAUGGCAAGCCAAAGAAGAAGAAGAUUCGCACUCGCGUAAUCAAGAAGGUCAAGGGUGACAAGCAAGAAGUCACCAAGAUCGAAACUGUCGAGGAAGAUGACAAGCAACCUGAAACAACAGUCACUGUGGAAGAAGUUCCGGUGGAGGAAGAACAGCCCGAAGAAAUCAAGGAACUUCCAGAGGAGGUUCGCGUCGUCGAAACAAUUUCCGAAGAUGGCAAGCCAAAGAAGAAGAAGAUUCGCACUCGCGUAAUCAAGAAGGUCAAGGGUGACAAGCAAGAAGUCACCAAGAUCGAAACAGUCGAGGAAGAUGACAAGCAACCUGAAACAACAGUCACUGUGGAAGAAGUUCCGGUGGAGGAAGAACAGCCCGAAGAAAUCAAGGAACUUCCAGAGGAGGUUCGCGUCGUCGAAACAAUUUCCGAAGAUGGCAAGCCAAAGAAGAAGAAGAUUCGCACUCGCGUAAUCAAGAAGGUCAAGGGUGACAAGCAAGAAGUCACCAAGAUCGAAACUGUCGAGGAAGAUGACAAGCAACCUGAAACAACAGUCACUGUGGAAGAAGUUCCGGUGGAGGAAGAACAGCCCGAAGAAAUCAAGGAACUUCCAGAGGAGGUUCGCGUCGUCGAAACAAUUUCCCAAGAUGGCAAGCCAAAGAAGAAGAAGAUUCGCACUCGCGUAAUCAAGAAGGUCAAGGGUGACAAGCAAGAAGUCACCAAGAUCGAAACUGUCGAGGAAGAUGACAAGCAACCUGAAACAACAGUCACUGUGGAAGAAGUUCCGGUGGAGGAAGAACAGCCCGAAGAAAUCAAGGAACUUCCAGAGGAGGUUCGCGUCGUCGAAACAAUUUCCGAAGAUGGCAAGCCAAAGAAGAAGAAGAUUCGCACUCGCGUUAUCAAGAAGGUCAAGGGUGACAAGCAAGAAGUCACCAAGAUCGAAACUGUCGAGGAGGAUGACAAGCAACCUGAAACAACAGUCACUGUGGAAGAAGUUCCGGUGGAGGAAGAACAGCCCGAAGAAAUCAAGGAACUUCCAGAGGAGGUUCGCGUAGUCGAGACCAUUGCCGAAGACGGCAAGCCAAAGAAGAAGAAGAUCCGCACUCGCGUUAUCAAGAAGGUCAAGGGAGACAAGCAAGAAGUGACCAAGAUCGAAACAGUCGAGGAAGACGAUAAGCAACCCGAAACAACAGUCACUGUGGAAGAAGUUCCGGUGGAGGAAGAACAGCCCGAAGAAAUCAAGGAACUUCCAGAGGAGGUUCGCGUCGUCGAAACAAUUUCCCAAGAUGGCAAGCCAAAGAAGAAGAAGAUUCGCACUCGCGUAAUCAAGAAGGUCAAGGGUGACAAGCAAGAAGUCACCAAGAUCGAAACUGUCGAGGAAGAUGACAAGCAACCUGAAACAACAGUCACUGUGGAAGAAGUUCCGGUGGAGGAAGAACAGCCCGAAGAAAUCAAGGAACUUCCAGAGGAGGUUCGCGUCGUCGAAACAAUUUCCCAAGAUGGCACGCCAAAGAAGAAGAAGAUCCGCACUCGCGUUAUCAAGAAGGUCAAGGGAGACAAGCAAGAAGUGACCAAGAUCGAAACAGUCGAGGAAGACGAUAAGCAACCUGAAACAACAGUCACUGUGGAAGAAGUUCCGGUGGAGGAAGAACAGCCCGAAGAAAUCAAGGAACUUCCAGAGGAGGUUCGCGUAGUCGAGACCAUUGCCGAAGACGGCAAGCCAAAGAAGAAGAAGAUCCGCACUCGCGUUAUCAAGAAGGUCAAGGGAGACAAGCAAGAAGUGACCAAGAUCGAAACAGUCGAGGAAGACGAUAAGCAACCCGAAACAACAGUCACUGUGGAAGAAGUUCUGGUGGAGGAAGAACAGCCCGAAGAAAUCAAGGAACUUCCAGAGGAGGUUCGCGUCGUCGAAACAAUUUCCGAAGAUGGCAAGCCAAAGAAGAAGAAGAUUCGCACUCGCGUUAUCAAGAAGGUCAAGGGAGACAAGCAAGAAGUCACCAAGAUCGAAACUGUCGAGGAGGAUGACAAGCAACCUGAAACAACAGUCACUGUGGAAGAAGUUCCGGUGGAGGAAGAACAGCCCGAAGAAAUCAAUGAACUUCCAGAGGAGGUUCGCGUAGUCGAGACCAUUGCCGAAGACGGCAAGCCACAGAAGAAGAAGAUCCGCACUCGCGUUAUCAAGAAGGUCAAGGGAGACAAGCAAGAAGUGACCAAGAUCGAAACAGUCGAGGAAGACGAUAAGCAACACGAAACAACAGUCACUGUGGAAGAAGUUCCGGUGGAGGAAGAACAGCCCGAAGAAAUCAAGGAACUUCCAGAGGAGGUUCGCGUAGUCGAGACCAUUGCCGAAGACGGCAAGCCAAAGAAGAAGAAGAUCCGCACUCGCGUUAUCAAGAAGGUCAAGGGAGACAAGCAAGAAGUAACCAAGAUCGAAACAGUCGAGGAAGACGAUAAGCAACCCGAAACAACAGUCACUGUGGAAGAAGUUCCGGUGGAGGAAGAACAGCCCGAAGAAAUCAAGGAACUUCCAGAGGAGGUUCGCGUAGUCGAGACCAUUGCCGAAGACGGCAAGCCAAAGAAGAAGAAGAUUCGCACUCGCGUUAUCAAGAGGGUCAAGGGAGACAAAACAGAAGUCACCAAGAUCGAAACUGUCGAGGAAGACGAUAAGCAACCAGAAACCACAGUGACAGUUGAAGAAGUUCCUUAUGAGGAAGAGGUUACCGAAGAAAUCCAAGAGCUUCCUGAGGAAGUUCGCGUGGUGGAAACCAUUGCAGAAGAUGGCAAGCCCAAGAAGAAGAAGAUCCGCACCCGCGUCAUUAAGAAGGUUAAGGGAGACAAGCAAGAAGUAACCAAGAUCGAAACAGUCGAGGAGGAUGACAAGCAACCUGAAACAACAGUCACUGUGGAAGAAGUUCCGGUGGAGAAAGAACAGCCCGAAGAAAUCAAGGAACUUCCAGAGGAGGUUCGCGUAGUCGAGACCAUUUCCGAAGAUGGCAAGCCAAAGAAGAAGAAGAUCCGCACUCGCGUAAUCAAGAAGGUCAAGGGUAACAAGCAAGAAGUCACUAAGAUUGAAACCGUUGAGGAAGACGAUAAGCAACCCGAAACAACAGUCACUGUGGAAGAAGUUCCGGUGGUGGAAGAACAGCCCGAAGAAAUCAAGGAACUUCCAGAGGAGGUUCGCGUAGUCGAGACCAUUGCAGAAGAUGGCAAGCCCAAGAAGAAGAUCCGCACUCGCCUAAUCAAGAAGGUCAAGGGUGACAAACAAGAAGUCACUAAGAUUGAAACCGUUGAGGAAGACGAUAAGCAACCAGAAACCACAGUGACAGUUGAAGAAGUUCCAUAUGAGAAAGAGGUUACCGAAGAAAUCCAAGAGCUUCCAGAGGAAGUUCGCGUGGUGGAAACCAUUGCAGAAGAUGGCAAGCCCAAGAAGAAGAAGAUCCGCACUCGCGUAAUCAAGAAGGUCAAGGGUGACAAACAAGAAGUCACCAAGAUCGAAACUGUCGAGGAAGAUGACAAGCAACCUGAAACAACAGUCACUGUGGAAGAAGUUCCGGUGGAGGAAGAACAGCCCGAAGAAAUCAAGGAACUUCCAGAGGAGGUUCGCGUCGUCGAGACCAUUUCCGAAGAUGGCAAGCCAAAGAAGAAGAAGAUCCGCACUCGCGUAAUCAAGAAGGUCAAGGGUAACAAGCAAGAAGUCACUAAGAUUGAAACCGUUGAGGAAGACGAUAAGCAACCAGAAACCACAGUGACAGUUGAAGAAGUUCCUUAUGAGGAAGAGGUGCCGGAAGAAAUUCAAGAGCUUCCAGAGGAAGUUCGCGUGGUGGAAACCAUUGCAGAAGAUGGCAAGCCCAAGAAGAAGAAGAUCCGCACUCGCGUAAUCAAGAAGGUCAAGGGUGACAAACAAGAAGUCACUAAAAUCGAAACUGUCGAGGAAGACGAUAAGCAACCAGAAACCAUAGUGACAGUUGAAGAAGUUCCAUAUGAGGAAGAGGUUACCGAAGAAAUCCAAGAGCUUCCAGAGGAAGUUCGCGUGGUGGAAACCAUUGCAGAAGAUGGCAAGCCCAAGAAGAAGAAGAUCCGCACUCGCGUAAUCAAGAAGGUCAAGGGUGACAAACAAGAAGUCACUAAGAUUGAAACUGUUGAGGAAGACGAUAAGCAAGCAGAAACCACAGUGACAGUUGAAGAAGUUCCUUAUGAGGAAGAGGUGCCGGAAGAAAUUCAAAAGCUUCCAGAGGAAGUUCGCGUGGUGGAAACCAUUGAAGAAGAUGGCAAGCCCAAGAAGAAGAAGAUUCGCACUCGCGUAAUCAAGAAGGUCAAGGGUGACAAACAAGAAGUCACUAAGAUUGAAACCGUUGAGGAAGACGAUAAGCAACCAGAAACCACAGUGACAGUUGAAGAAGUUCCUUAUGAGCAAGAGGUGCCCGAAGAAAUUCAAGAGCUUCCAGAGGAAGUUCGCGUGGUGGAAACCAUUGAAGAAGAUGGGAAGCCCAAAAAGAAGAAGAUCCGCACUCGUGUAAUCAAGAAGGUCAAGGGUGACAAACAAGAAGUCACUACGAUUGAAACCCUUGAGGAAGACGAUAAGCAACCAGAAACCACAGUGACAGUUAAAGAAGUUCCUUAUGAGGAAGAGGUGCCCGAAGAAAUCCAAGAGCUUCCAGAGGAAGUUCGCGUCGUGGAAACCAUUGCAGAAGAUGGCAAGCCCAAGAAGAAGAAGAUUCGCACUCGCGUAAUCAAGAAGGUCAAGGGUGACAAACAAGAAGUCACUAAGAUCGAAACUGUCGAGGAAGACGACAAACAACCGGAAACUACAGUGACAGUUGAAGAAGUUCCUUAUGAGGAAGAGGUGCCCGAAGAAAUCCAAGAGCUUCCAGAGGAAGUUCGCGUGGUGGAAACCAUUGAAGAAGAUGGCAAGCCCAAAAAGAAGAAGAUCCGCACUCGUGUAAUCAAGAAAGUCAAGGGUGACAAACAAGAAGUCACUAAGAUUGAAACCGUUGAGGAAGACGAUAAGCAACCAGAAACCACAGUGACAGUUGAAGAAGUUCCUUAUGAGGAAGAGGUGCCCGAAGAAAUCCAAGAGCUUCCAGAGGAAGUUCGCGUCGUGGAGACAAUUGCAGAAGAUGGCAAGCCCAAGAAGAAGAAGAUCCGCACUCGCGUAAUCAAGAAGGUCAAGGGUGACAAACAAGAAGUCACUAAGAUCGAAACUGUCGAGGAAGACGACAAACAACCUGAAACUACAGUGACAGUUGAAGAAGUUCCUUAUGAGGAAGUGGUGCCCGAAGAAAUCCGAGAGCUUCCAGAGGAAGUUCGCGUCGUGGAGACCAUUGCAGAAGAUGGCAAACCCAAGAAGAAGAAGAUCCGCACUCGCGUAAUCAAGAAGGUCAAGGGUGACAAACAAGAAGUCACUAAGAUCGAAACUGUCGAGGAAGACGACAAACAACCGGAAACUACAGUGACAGUUGAAGAAGUUCCUUAUGAGGAAGAGGUGCCGGAAGAAAUUCAAGAGCUUCCAGAGGAAGUCCGCGUGGUGGAAACCAUUGCAGAAGAUGGCAAGCCCAAGAAGAAGAAGAUCCGCACUCGCGUAAUCAAGAAGGUCAAGGGUGACAAACAAGAAGUCACUAAAAUCGAAACUGUCGAGGAAGACGAUAAGCAACCAGAAACAACAGUGACAGUUGAAGAAGUUCCAUAUGAGGAAGAGGUUACCGAAGAAAUCCAAGAGCUUCCUGAGGAAGUUCGCGUGGUGGAAACCAUUGCAGAAGAUGGCAAGCCCAAGAAGAAGAAGAUCCGUACUCGCGUAAUCAAGAAGGUCAAGGGUGACAAACAACAAGUCACUAAGAUUGAAACUGUCGAGGAAGACGACAAACAACCUGAAACUACAGUGACAGUUGCAGAAGUUCCUUAUGAGGAAGAGGUGCCGGAAGAAAUUCAAGAGCUUCCAGAGGAAGUUCGCGUGGUGGAAACCAUUGCAGAAGAUGGCCAGCCCAAGAAGAAGAAGAUCCGCACUCGCGUAAUCAAGAAGGUCAAGGGUGACAAACAAGAAGUCACUAAGAUUGAAACUGUCGAGGAAGACGAUAAGCAACCAGAAACCACAGUGACAGUUGAAGAAGUUCCUUAUGAGGAAGAGGUUCCGGAAGAAAUUCAAGAGCUUCCAGAGGAAGUUCACGUGGUGGAAACCAUUGCAGAAGAUGGCAAGCCCAAGAAGAAGAAGAUUCGCACUCGCGUAAUCAAGAAGGUCAAGGGUGACAAACAAGAAAUCACUAAGAUUGAAACCGUUGAGGAAGACGAUAAGCAACCAGAAACCACAGUGACAGUUGAAGAAGUUCCUUAUGAGCAAGAGGUGCCCGAAGAAAUUCAAGAGCUUCCAGAGGAAGUUCGCGUGGUGGAAACCAUUGAAGAAGAUGGGAAGCCCAAAAAGAAGAAGAUCCGCACUCGUGUAAUCAAGAAGGUCAAGGGUGACAAACAAGAAGUCACUACGAUUGAAACCCUUGAGGAAGACGAUAAGCAACCAGAAACCACAGUGACAGUUAAAGAAGUUCCUUAUGAGGAAGAGGUGCCCGAAGAAAUCCAAGAGCUUCCAGAGGAAGUUCGCGUCGUGGAAACCAUUGCAGAAGAUGGCAAGCCCAAGAAGAAGAAGAUUCGCACUCGCGUAAUCAAGAAGGUCAAGGGUGACAAACAAGAAGUCACUAAGAUCGAAACUGUCGAGGAAGACGACAAACAACCGGAAACUACAGUGACAGUUGAAGAAGUUCCUUAUGAGGAAGAGGUGCCCGAAGAAAUCCAAGAGCUUCCAGAGGAAGUUCGCGUGGUGGAAACCAUUGAAGAAGAUGGCAAGCCCAAAAAGAAGAAGAUCCGCACUCGUGUAAUCAAGAAAGUCAAGGGUGACAAACAAGAAGUCACUAAGAUUGAAACCGUUGAGGAAGACGAUAAGCAACCAGAAACCACAGUGACAGUUGAAGAAGUUCCUUAUGAGGAAGAGGUGCCCGAAGAAAUCCAAGAGCUUCCAGAGGAAGUUCGCGUCGUGGAGACAAUUGCAGAAGAUGGCAAGCCCAAGAAGAAGAAGAUCCGCACUCGCGUAAUCAAGAAGGUCAAGGGUGACAAACAAGAAGUCACUAAGAUCGAAACUGUCGAGGAAGACGACAAACAACCUGAAACUACAGUGACAGUUGAAGAAGUUCCUUAUGAGGAAGUGGUGCCCGAAGAAAUCCGAGAGCUUCCAGAGGAAGUUCGCGUCGUGGAGACCAUUGCAGAAGAUGGCAAACCCAAGAAGAAGAAGAUCCGCACUCGCGUAAUCAAGAAGGUCAAGGGUGACAAACAAGAAGUCACUAAGAUCGAAACUGUCGAGGAAGACGACAAACAACCGGAAACUACAGUGACAGUUGAAGAAGUUCCUUAUGAGGAAGAGGUGCCGGAAGAAAUUCAAGAGCUUCCAGAGGAAGUCCGCGUGGUGGAAACCAUUGCAGAAGAUGGCAAGCCCAAGAAGAAGAAGAUCCGCACUCGCGUAAUCAAGAAGGUCAAGGGUGACAAACAAGAAGUCACUAAAAUCGAAACUGUCGAGGAAGACGAUAAGCAACCAGAAACAACAGUGACAGUUGAAGAAGUUCCAUAUGAGGAAGAGGUUACCGAAGAAAUCCAAGAGCUUCCUGAGGAAGUUCGCGUGGUGGAAACCAUUGCAGAAGAUGGCAAGCCCAAGAAGAAGAAGAUCCGUACUCGCGUAAUCAAGAAGGUCAAGGGUGACAAACAACAAGUCACUAAGAUUGAAACUGUCGAGGAAGACGACAAACAACCUGAAACUACAGUGACAGUUGCAGAAGUUCCCUAUGAGGAAGAGGUGCCCGAAGAAAUUCAAGAGCUUCCGGAGGAAGUUCACGUGGUGGAGACCAUUGCAGAAGAUGGCAAGCCCAAGAAGAAGAAGAUCCGCACUCGCGUAAUCAAGAAGGUCAAGGGUGACAAACAAGAAGUCACUAAGAUUGAAACUGUCGAGGAAGACGACAAACAACCUGAAACUACAGUGACAGUUGAAGAAGUUCCUUAUGAGGAAGAGGUGCCGGAAGAAAUUCAAGAGCUUCCAGAGGAAGUUCGCGUGGUGGAAACCAUUGCAGAAGAUGGCCAGCCCAAGAAGAAGAAGAUCCGCACUCGCGUAAUCAAGAAGGUCAAGGGUGACAAACAAGAAGUCACUAAGAUCGAAACUGUCGAGGAAGACGACAAACAACCGGAAACUACAGUGACAGUUGAAGAAGUUCCUUAUGAGGAAGAGGUGCCGGAAGAAAUUCAAGAGCUUCCAGAGGAAGUUCGCGUGGUGGAAACCAUUGCAGAAGAUGGCCAGCCCAAGAAGAAGAAGAUCCGCACUCGCGUAAUCAAGAAGGUCAAGGGUGACAAACAAGAAGUCACUAAGAUUGAAACUGUCGAGGAAGACGACAAACAACCUGAAACUACAGUGACAGUUGAAGAAGUUCCUUAUGAGGAAGAGGUGCCGGAAGAAAUUCAAGAGCUUCCAGAGGAAGUUCGCGUGGUGGAAACCAUUGCAGAAGAUGGCAAGCCCAAGAAGAAGAAGAUCCGCACUCGCGUAAUCAAGAAGGUCAAGGGUGACAAACAAGAAGUCACUAAGAUCGAAACUGUCGAGGAAGACGACAAACAACCGGAAACUACAGUGACAGUUGAAGAAGUUCCUUAUGAGGAAGAGGUGCCGGAAGAAAUUCAAGAGCUUCCGGAGGAAGUUCACGUGGUGGAGACCAUUGCAGAAGAUGGCAAGCCCAAGAAGAAGAAGAUCCGCACUCGCGUAAUCAAGAAGGUCAAGGGUGACAAACAAGAAGUCACUAAGAUUGAAACUGUCGAGGAAGACGACAAACGACCUGAAACUACAGUGACAGUUGAAGAAGUUCCUUAUGAGGAAGAGGUGCCGGAAGAAAUUCAAGAGCUUCCAGAGGAAGUUCGCGUGGUGGAAACCAUUGCAGAAGAUGGCCAGCCUAAACAGAAGAAGAUCCGCACUCGCGUAAUCAAGAAGGUCAAGGGUGACAAACAAGAAGUCACUAAGAUUGAAACUGUCGAGGAAGACGACAAACGACCUGAAACUACAGUGACAGUUGAAGAAGUUCCUUAUGAGGAAGAGGUGCCGGAAGAAAUUCAAGAGCUUCCAGAGGAAGUUCGCGUGGUGGAAACCAUUGCAGAAGAUGGCCAGCCCAAGAAGAAGAAGAUCCGCACUCGCGUAAUCAAGAAGGUCAAGGGUGACAAACAAGAAGUCACUAAGAUCGAAACUGUCGAGGAAGACGACAAACAACCGGAAACUACAGUGACAGUUGAAGAAGUUCCUUAUGAGGAAGAGGUGCCGGAAGAAAUUCAAGAGCUUCCAGAGGAAGUUCGCGUGGUGGAAACCAUUGCAGAAGAUGGCCAGCCCAAGAAGAAGAAGAUCCGCACUCGCGUAAUCAAGAAGGUCAAGGGUGACAAACAAGAAGUCACUAAGAUUGAAACUGUCGAGGAAGACGACAAACAACCUGAAACUACAGUGACAGUUGAAGAAGUUCCUUAUGAGGAAGAGGUGCCGGAAGAAAUUCAAGAGCUUCCAGAGGAAGUUCGCGUGGUGGAAACCAUUGCAGAAGAUGGCAAGCCCAAGAAGAAGAAGAUCCGCACUCGCGUAAUCAAGAAGGUCAAGGGUGACAAACAAGAAGUCACUAAGAUCGAAACUGUCGAGGAAGACGACAAACAACCGGAAACUACAGUGACAGUUGAAGAAGUUCCUUAUGAGGAAGAGGUGCCGGAAGAAAUUCAAGAGCUUCCGGAGGAAGUUCACGUGGUGGAGACCAUUGCAGAAGAUGGCAAGCCCAAGAAGAAGAAGAUCCGCACUCGCGUAAUCAAGAAGGUCAAGGGUGACAAACAAGAAGUCACUAAGAUUGAAACUGUCGAGGAAGACGACAAACGACCUGAAACUACAGUGACAGUUGAAGAAGUUCCUUAUGAGGAAGAGGUGCCGGAAGAAAUUCAAGAGCUUCCAGAGGAAGUUCGCGUGGUGGAAACCAUUGCAGAAGAUGGCAAGCCCAAGAAGAAGAAGAUCCGAACUCGUGUAAUCAAGAAGGUUAAGGGUGACAAGCAAGAAGUCACUAAGAUUGAGACCGUUGAGGAAGAUGACAAAAAACCAGAAACAACUGUCACUGUCGAAGAAGUUCCGAUUACAGACCUUCCCGAAGAGGUUGAAGAACUUCCAGAAGAAGUAAUUGUUGUGGAAUCUAUAACUGAGGACGGAAAACCGAAGCAGAAAAAAAUUCGGACACGUGUUAUUAAAAAGGUCAAGGGUGAUAAGGAAGAAGUUACCAAAAUUGUAACCGUGCAGGAGGACGACAAGAAACCAGAAACAACUGUUACGGUCGAAGAAACCGAUAAUAGAACUCCAACUGUUGGAAAAACUAAGUUGAAGAAACGAGUUAUUGUCCAAAAACCGGAGGAUGAGGUAACUGUUUUUGAGUUGCCUGAACGGAAAUCAGUUAUACUUUCAGAAAAAGAAGAUGGUACUCCAACUAAAACAGUUAUCAAAACUAGAAUCAUUAAAAAGAUUCAGGGUCCCCAUAUGGAAGUGACUAAAGUUCAAACCGUCGAGGAAUAUGAAAAAACACCUAAGACUAAGGUUACGGUUGAAAAGUUUGAGUUACCUUUCCCAGAACUACCAGAAGAAAAAAUCUCUGAAGUAAUUGUUUUGCCAGAUGUGGUUUCUGAAUUUGAAACAAUUGAUGAAGAAGGCCUACCAAAGAUUGUUAAAACCAAGAAACGUGUUAUUAAGAAACCAGCAUUUGGCAAUAACGAAGAAAUAACUGAAAUCGGUAUUAUUGAACAAGCUAAUACCGAGCCCUUGUAUUCAAUAUCAAUUAAAGAGCAACCCGUAACCGAAUCGCAACCGGAUGACAGUAAAUUAGUUGAGCUACCGGAACAAGUAACAGAGAUGGAGAUUACUUCACCUGAUGGAACAAAAAAGAAAAAGACCGUUAAAUCCAGAGCUUUCAAGAAAAGUAUCGACGACAAACUUGAUGAAGUAACAACGGUUAAUGUAAUAGAAGAGGAAGAUAAGGAGCCACUGACUACAGUGCAAAUAGAAGUUGUGCCUGCUGAUGAGAUUUCCAUUACACCAAUACCCAUUGAGGAGCUUCCUGAGGAAACUGUAAUUACCGAAGAAUUAGACAACAAUAAGAAGCCAAGAAAGAAGACUACAAAAACUAGGACAUUUAAAAAGCAAGGACCCGAAGACGAUGAAUAUUUCCAAAUUCAAACUAUUGAAGAAGAGGGCAAGGAACCGUUUGCUCUUAUUCGAGUAGUCAGCGAUGAAAACAUUGCUGAUAUCAUAGAUAUUAGUAAACUCGACGAUGAAAAGGUUUCCAAACACAAACAAAAACCACACAAGCAUAAGGUGGAGAAACCAAAGAUCGAUAACACAGAAACGGAACACCCAGUUUACAUCACAACAUUUAAAUCUGUACAAAAUGAUGACGGAGAAACAACAAUACAAAGUGAAAACAAACGAGUAUCUCAGGAGGAAGGCAUCGUUGUUGAGGAAGUCCUUAGUGAUACAGAACCCAUUCCAGAAGACACUACACAAUCACACCUUGAAAUUAUUGAAGUCAACGAGCCAUCAGACCAAUACAACAAAGAGUACACUAUCACUGAACCUGAAGAGGCAAGUGCAGACGUGAAACAAACACUGGUUAAAGACAAAAAACAUAAACAGAAAAAGACCUUAGAAACACCAAUUGAAGAAGUUGACGAGACUGUUAUCGAAGAACUUAGUACAGGGGAACCGACUGACAAGACAAUUAAGAAGCGAAAGCCUAAGAAGUUAGAAGGUAAGGUUGAGGAGACUCAUGUUGAUAAAAAGCCAGUUGAAGAGAAGGAAAAGCCUAAGAAGAAAAAGGUGGUUAAGUCUAAAAGAGAUGAGUUGGAUGAAUACAUUCAAUUCCUUAUAAACCAGGAAAUUCCAAAGACUGUUCUUCAUGAGUAUAAACGCACCGAAAUGGAACAUCCUCAGAGGGCCCGUCGUGAUUCAUCUUUUAAACAACCAGUUAAGCUUACUCCAAUGAAAAUCGAGAAAGUAGAGUUUAAGAAACCAAAAAUGGUUGAAAUAAGUUCUGUGGAAGAAUUCCCUCAAAUGCUUAAGCUAAAGGCUCCCAAGCAACGACCUCAGGAAGUGAAAAAGAAGAAAACUGAAGCAUCUUUCAAGAACAUGAAAUUAAAAAGCUGGAUACGAUUUAUUCCAUACGCACCGUACUGCUUCCCAUAUGUGGUUACCGAAUUAGAAAAUAACUGCGACCAUGGCGAACUUUCACGCAAUGUUGAAGAGGCUGAGGAGGUUUUGAAGUUCCGUCCGAAAAAGUUCAAGCAUACUAAACCUGAAAAGGCGGAACUGGAGGAAGCAGAGCUGCUUUCAUUAGACUCUGAACAGGCAGAACCAUCGGAUGAGGAGCAACAAAAGCCAAAGUACCAACGUGUCAAGAAGAAUAAGAAGGAAACUCCGGAGGAAAGUAGAAAACUUAAGCUUGGUAAGGGCAAGCUUCCCGAAAAUGUUAAGUCAAUUGAGGAAGUUCAUUUAAAACCGAUCAAGAAAGAUCUCAAGGAGGAAGAUGUCAGCGAAGAACCAGUAAAGGUAGUUGAAGAAGAAGUAGUGAAGAAAAAGAAAACCAAAAAACCAGAUAAGUCUGACGAAGGACUACAAUUCGAGCCAACAGAGUUCAGAGAUAUUGAAAGAUCUUCUGAAUUCCCAGAAGAGUCUGACGAAUCGCUAGGCGAAGAGACUCACACUGAGGACAAGCCAAAGUACAAGAGAAAGAAGAAACCGACACCAACUCCAGAGAAAAACAAGUACGAAAUAUCUCCCGGGAAACCAAAGACACUUGACGAAAUCCCUGCAGAAGAUCUUAAACUGCACAAGCGACAAGGUGAAAAGCCCGUUGACGAGAAGGAAGGGGUUAAGCUUAAACCGUUCUAUAAAUUUGAAGUGGUUGAAGCGGAACCUGAUGAUGUGACAGCUGAAGAAGUUCCAACGACUGGCAGACUAACAAAGGAGCCAAAGAAAAAACGUAAGCUCAAGCUUAAGACUGAACAGGAAGACAAUACCAUUGAAAUAGUUGAAGUUACCCCCGAAGGCAGCGAUGACAAAGUUUUCGAAGUUACCAUCACAAGUUUGGAAAUUGUUCAAGACGACAAAAAGGAUAGAAACGUGCGUAAGAAGAAGGUCAAGCGGAUGAACAAACCCGAAUUGGACGAUUUUGUGUCGAUGUUAAAGGAGGAGCCUGACCAGAAGUUCUAUGAGACAACAAUACAUGAUUUCUAUGAAGUUAAGUUGACGGAGCUGGAAUCAGAAAAAGAUUCUGAUGUAGAGAAACCCAAGAAGCGCAGGAUUCGACAUGAAAAGGGAGAUGAAGUGGAAAUUUUGGAAAUAGUCGAAACUGUGGGCGCUCCCGGGGAAGAGCCGCUUUAUGAAAUUACAAUCACUUCGAGUGAUACUACGACUGAAGAGGCCGGUACACAGCCAAUCGAACAACCUAAGAAGAAAACAAAGAAAAUGAAGAAGGAUGAACUUGAUGCAUAUAUUCAGCACCUAAUAAAUGCCGAAAUUCCAGUAACAGAAUUAGAAAAAUAUGAGAAAAUUGACGUGGAUGGCAAGCCGAAAAAACCCAAAAAGCAGAAGGUUAAACAUGAGAAAUCAACAAUUGAUGAAGGCGAGAUACUUCAGGUUGGUGUCACUGAACACGAGCCAAUUGAGAAACCAAAAGCUAAGAAGCAAAAAGCGAAGAAGGCCACGAAGGAGGAAGAAAUCGUUGAGACGCAGGAAGUUCCAGUAUACGAUGAGUACCUUAUCAAAAAGACUGACUCGGAGCGAUCGCCAGAACAACAUUUUGAAAAACCAGAGGAAGAAAUCGUCCCGGCUGUAGAUGAAAUAAUAACAGACUUAACUGAAACAUUGCCUAUUGUGGUUGUGGAGGAAGACUUUGAAACCGUUUCAUUGCCUUCAGAAGUCAUUCACGAUACGGAUCAGAAGAUAAUUAAGAAACGCAAAGUAAAAACUAGAAAGGGCUCAAAACACUACGAAAUCGAAAUAAUUGAAACCGAAGCAUCGGAUGACAAGCCCGAGGAAGCAGAGGUUAUAGUUAUAACAACUGAAAUUUCAGAAGAUAUCACAGAUGGGCCUGCAAUGGUGAAACCAGAAACACCAAAGAAAUUAGUGAAAAAGGUGAAAAAGGAGAAACUAAAGGAGUUCAUUAUCAACGUUGUUGAGGAAGCUCCAUUGGAACACAUAGUUGAAAUAUCUGAGGAUUUGACAAUAGCUCCUGAAAGAAAAGACUCAGUGGUAGAAGAUAUCAUAGCAUUCACCACCACAGUAGUUGACGAGGAAACAGUGCCAGAUGUUUCACCGGACCAGAGUAAACCUGAAGAUGCUCCAAGCUUGCCGAAGGAUAAGAAAAUGAAAACUGAUAAACAGAAAAAGGUUAAAGUGUCCGAAACCGAACCCGCAUCUACUACAGAGGACUCCAAGAUUACAGAACAUACAACAGAAAUUUCAGAAUCGUUUGAUUCUCCUCAAGCCGAUGAAUAUUUGGUUGAUGUGAAAGAUACUUUACCGAAGGGCAAAAAGAAAUCCGUUAAGAAAGCUAAGGUAAAGCCCGAGGAACCCAUCUCCGAAUAUACGAUUCGUAUUGAGGAGCUGGCUCCAGAAACUGUUGUAGACAAAAUAGUCAAUGAAGAGGGAACGGAAGUAGAACGUGUCAUUACCAAGCGUAAACUCAAGAAAAAGGAUGGACAAAAGGAAUAUCUCAUUGAAGUGGUUGAAACUUAUGAAGAAAACAAACCAGAAUCAGAUAUUGUUAUCCAAACCAUUGAAAUAACGCCUGAAACCGACACCAAACCUCAGGAAGAGCAUAAGGUAAAGAUUGUGAAGAGGAGGAAGCCUAAGGCCGAAAGCUUAGAUAACUUUAUUCAUGAACUUAUCGAACAGGAAAUUCCAAAAACUGAUGUUGAAGAGUACGAAGCACCUGUAACAGAGACAUCUCCGGAGGAAAAGAAGCCCAAAAAAAUCAAGAAACACCACAGAAAAACUACCGAGAUCGUCGAUGGCGUACCAAUUACUGUAUAUGAAAUAAGCGUACAAGAGUUUGAAUUAGAACAAGAUGACAUUAAGCCAGAUGAAGACGUAAUAGUGAAAACUGCAAGUGAGGAGACAACUGAACCCUAUGAAGAUUUGGAAGUAAAGGUUGUAGAGGGAAAACCAAAACCUAAAUCAAAGAAAUCGUAUAAGACAAAGGUCAUUGAAGAGGAGCAGCCCCAACCAAUCCUGAAGGAAAUUGAGGAAUCAGUGCAAGUCACACAAAUAGUAGAAGAUGGUAUACCAAAGCAGGUAGAGGUUAAGAAGAAGAAGGUUUCUCGAAAGCACGGUCCAAUAGAACAGAUAUUUGAAAUCACGGAAACAAAAUCAAGUGACGAGCCUCUGGCUGAGGUAACCAUUGUUGAGAUUACAGAAGAACAGCCUAAAGAUGACACAAAGGAAAUUAAGGAAAAACAAAUAAUUAAGAAGUCCAAGAAAUUGAAGCCUGAAGAUGUCAAAAAUUACGUGGUAAAUAUUUUGGAAGAAUUCGCUGAACCGUACAAAUUUGAAGAACUUGUGGAGGAUGAAGCAGAAAAACAACGACCAGUUAUUGAAGAUAUUUCAGAAGUGGUCGAAACUAUACAAGUUACUGAAGAAGAUGGAGUACAAAAGCAGGUUGUUAUUAAGAAAAAGAAGGUUUCGCGCAAACAAGGACCAAAAGAACAAAUUUUUGAAAUCACUGAAACUAAAACUAAUGAUGAACCUUUGGCUGAGGUUACUAUUGUCGAGUUAACAGAAGACCAACCUAAAGAGGACAUUGUUAUACAUGAAGAAAAGAAACCAAUAAAGAAACCGAAAAAGCUGAAGCCCGAAGAUGUCCAAAACUAUGUAGUUAAUGUUCUUGAAGAGUUUAUCGAGCCUUAUAAGUUUGAGGAUACCGAACAACCAGUAAUUACUGAAAUUGCAGAGUCCGUGGAAGUUGUGCAAGUUACUGAAGAAGAUGGAGUUCCAAAGCAGGUGGAAAUUAAGAAAAAGAAGGUUUCGCGCAAACAAGGACCAAAAGAACAAAUCUUUGAAAUCACUGAAACUAAAACUAGUGAUGAACCUCUGGCUGAGGUAACUAUUGUCGAAUUGACAGAAGACCAACCUAAGGAAGACAUUAUUCUACCUAUAGAAAAGAAACCAAUUAAGAAACUGAAAAAGCUGAAGCCCGAAGAUGUCCAAAACUAUGUCGUUAACGUUCUCGAAGAGUUUAUUGAGCCUUAUAAGUUUGAGGAACCACUUAUUACCGAGAUUGCGGAAUCCGUGGAAGUUGUAGAAGUUACUGAAGAAGAUGGAGUACCAAAGCAAGUUGAAGUUAGGAAAAAGAAGGUUUCGCGUAAACAAGGACCAAAAGAACAAAUCUUUGAAAUCACUGAAACUAAAACUAGUGAUGAACCUCUGGCUGAGGUAACUAUUGUCGAAUUGACAGAAGACCAACCUAAGGAAGACAUUAUUCUACCUAUAGAAAAGAAACCAAUUAAGAAACCGAAAAAGCUGAAGCCCGAAGAUGUCCAAAACUAUGUCGUUAACGUUCUCGAAGAGUUUAAUGAGCCUUAUAAGUUUGAGGAACCAGUAAUGACAGAUAUUGCGGAAUCCGUGGAAGUCGUACAAGUUACUGAAGAAGAUGGUACACCAAAGCAGAUUGAAAUUAAGAAAAAGAAGGUUUCGCGCAAACAAGGACCAAAAGAACAAAUCUUUGAAAUCACUGAAACUAAAACUAGUGAUGAACCUCUGGCUGAGGUUACUAUUGUCGAGUUAACAGAAGAACAGCCCACGGAAGACAUUGUUGUACCUGACCAAAAGAAACCUAUUAAGAAACCCAAAAAACUAAGGCCCGAAGAUGUCCAAAACUAUGUGAUUAAUGUUCUAGAAGAAUUAAACGAGCCUUAUUUAUUUGAGGAGCAAGAAGAGGUGGUGCCUAUUAAGACCAAAAAGCCAAAGAAGAAGCCAGCUGAAGAUACAAUCCUUAUUGAAGAAAUGGCUCCUGAAACCGUUAUUGAAGAUAUCGUAAAUGACGAGGGAGAAGAAGUUAAACAGGUCAAGACAACUAAAAGGCUUAAAAAGAAGGAAGGAUCUAAGGAAUAUGUCAUCGAAGUAACCGAAACUUAUCAAGAAAACAAGCCAGAGGCUGAGAUAGAGUUUACUACAAUAGAGAUACCUUCAGAGGAUUCACCACAGAUUACAGAUGAUAAGCCAGCUAAGGUUGUUCAAAAGGUUAAAAAGAAGAAGCCUGUGAAGGAUGAUCUUGACAAAUAUAUACAGCAGUUGAUCGAACAGGAAAUCACAAAAACCACCCUUGAACAAUAUGAGCCAACUGAAAUGGAUGCCAAACCCAAACAAGCCAAAAAGAAGGUAAAAGUUCACCACAAAAAGACUAUUGAAGAGAGCUUAGGCGAUAGCUUACCUGUCACAAUUCAUGAGUUCAACGUUGAAGAGGUGGAACCCGUUGCCGAAGAUCUACAACCAUUAGAAAUUUUGACAGAGGACAUCAAAGAGGCACCCCAAAAGCCAGAUGACUUAUCGAAUUACCUUGUGAACAUUUCCGAUGAAUUCGUUGAAAAUGAUCAGCCUAUUGAAAUAUCUCCGGAGGAAGAACAAAAACCAACCAAAAAAGAAAAACAAUUAAAAAAGAAAAAGUUGGAGGAGGUUCCUGUUCCAUUAAAAGAAAUUGAACAAACUGUUGAAGUAGUUGAACAACCCACUGAGGAAGGUAAAAUUAAAGAAAUUACUGUGAAAAAGCGCAAGGUUUCCCGAAGAAAGGGCUCCAAAGAACAUGUCUUUGAAAUAACUGAAACCACCAGCGAUGAUCAGCCAAUAGCUGAAGUUACAGUUGUUGAAUUAACUUCCGAUGAUGUUGUUGUUUCCGACGAAAAGCCAAAGUCUGAAAAGAAGGUCAUUAAAAAGCCGAAGCAACUCAAGACGGACGAAGUUGAGGACUAUGUAAUUAGUAUUAUUGAAGAAUUCGUAGAGCAGGUUCCAGUUGAGGUAGUUGAUAGUGAAGCUGUGGAAGUUAAGGAAGAAGGGCCUAAAAAGUCUAAGAAAACUCCUAAAAAGUACACAGUCACUGAACAAGAAACUUCGGAAAAUAAAGAACCUGAAGUCGUCGAAGAAGUUCAAUUGCAGCCAGUUCAAGAUGUCCCAGAACAAAUCGAAACUACCGAUUUUGCUAUUGGUAUAAAGGAAGAGACUGUAGUCGACGAAAAGAAACAACCAAAACCUAAGAAGGUGACAAAAACAAAGCCGGUACAGCAACCCGUUACGGAGGAAAACCAAGAGUAUCUAGUUACUCUGAUUUCUGAAGAAAAUGUCAAACAAGAGGAGCAGCCGGAAUAUGAAACUGGAGUUAUUGAUGAAGAAGAUGCUAAACCAUCGGAGCAACCUUCAUUCCAGAUAGAAGAAAUUGAAACUGUAUCAACGGAACAGGAAGUAAUCGAUGCAAGGGGAGAAACUGCGAAGCAAACUGUCACCAAACGUAAAAUCAAAAAGCAGCUUGGCCCCAAGGAGGAAAUUAUUGAAAUUGUGGAAACUAAGACGGGUGACGAACCUGAGUAUGAAGUCAUUGUAACCACGCAAGAUGCCGAAUUAGUCACUGAAGAAGUUCCUGAGGAAGAAAAACCAAAGAAGGUUAAGAAAGCGAAAAAAGUACCCAAGGACGAUCUCCAAGACUAUAUUCAGAAGCUCAUUGAGCAAGAUAUACCGAAAACGGAACUGGAAAAGUAUGAAAAGAUAGACUUGGAUGAACCGGUUAAGAUGAAAAAGAAGCCCGUAAAGAAGGUGAAGGUUUCAGAAGAACAACCAACAGAAGAUACUGAAGAGCCGCUGGAAGACAAGCCACUGGAAGAGAAAAAUCUAUCUGCUGAGGAAGAAAAGGACGAACCCUUAUUAAAGUUUUCCGUCAAGGAAUAUGUCCCUGAAAAACCGGAGGAUACAACAUUCGAAAUAGUUGUCCUUGAGGAAACAGUAGAGACCAAGCAGGUGCCAGACGAAGAGGGAAAAAUAAAGGAAAAGGUGGUCAAGACAAAGAAGAUAAAGCAGAAGAAGGGUCCAGAGGAAGUAGUUCACGAUAUUAUUGAAGUAACUGAUAAGGAUACUAACGAAUCUGAAAUAACCGUUAUAACCACAAGUCCAACGGAAACCCCCGAUCAGGAGGAACCUGUAGUCAAACAAAAGCGGACUAAAAAGAUCAAAAAGGAAGAUGUUGAGGAUUUCAUUAAAACUGUAAUUGAAGAGGAAGCCCCAAAACCGGCUGAGUUAGACGAUGAAGUUGUAGUAGUCGAAGACUCUGCUUCCAAACCAACUCCCGAGAAGACUAAAAAGAAGCCAAAGAAAGACAAACAGUCUGUUCCUGAGGAAGAAAAACCAAAGGAUGAUUUAGUAUCUGUUGUCGAAAAUAUCAAAGAAGAUGCACCAGUUAGCGACGAUAUAAUAAUUGUGCAGGAAUCCGUUCCUAGUGAAGAAGAACCUGAUCAUGAAAUUGAUCAAGUUGAAGAGACUAAGAAACCGGAAAAGAAAAAGAAGCCAAAGACGAAGGUUACUGUCUCAGAAGAGGGUCCAGAAGAGGCUUUAGACGAACAGCCACUGGAGGUUACCGAAAAGGAAUCUGAUAUUGAAAAACCACAAUAUCAAGAAUUUAGCGUUUCUGUCAAGGAAGAAGAAAAACCUGAGCCUAAGCCAGAAAGAAAGAAGACGUCAAAGCCUGUCCACAAAGAGUCAGACCAACCGUCAGAGGAAAAAUACGAAAUUUCAAUCACAGAAAGUGUUUUGGAACCAACCGAAGAAAAGCCUUAUACGAUUGAGAUAAUAGAGAGCGAAACCAAGGUUGAGGAAACAACGGACGAUACUGGGGAAGUUCAUAAACAGGUUACCACCAAACGAAAAUUAAAGCGUCCUGAUGGCGAAGGGGAAAUAGAGAUAAUAGAAGUUGUUAGGGACGAUCAGCCCGAGGCGGAAAUAACUAUUGUAGAAUAUGAACCAGAACCUGAAAAGCAAGAAGAAAAGCCAAAGGAACCUAAAAAGAAAACCAAGAAGGUUAAGAAGGAUGACAUUCACGACUACAUACAAAAGCUUAUUGACAUGGAGACUCCCAAGACUGAGUUGGAAAAGUAUGAGAAAAUUGAAUUCGAACCCACGGUUAAGGACAAGCCAUCUGACCAACAGGUUGACGUUGUUGAGGAAACUCCUUCUGAAAAGCCAAAGAAAGAUAAAAAGACAAAGCCCAAGUCAGCAUCUAAAGAAGAGACUCCUGUUUCAGAUCAAUUGGCGGAGGUUAAUGUGGUCGAAGAAGAAGCUCCGGAACAACCUUUAAUAACGGUUGAAGUCGUCGAAAUUCAACCCGUAGAGGUAGAAACUCAUGAGGUUGUUUCUGAGGAGGGCAAGCCUAUUCAGGAAAAGACCACUAAACGUGUUUUGAAGAAAAAGGGACCGAAAGAAGAAACCACUUUCAAGAUUACAACCAUUGAAAAUGAGGAUACUGAUUCUGUCACAGUUAUUGUUGAUGAAGAACCGGAUGUAGCUCCCAUACAAGCCAUUGAAGAACAACCUGAGCAGAUGGAGGAGAAGUCCAAGCCCAAGCCGAAGAAAACUGUUAAGAAGGUUAAGAAAGAUGAUCUAGACGACUAUGUUAAGAAAUUAAUAGAGGAAGAAAUUCCAAAGCCCGAGUUAGAAAAGUACGAAAAGGUCGAAAUACCAGAAGAAUCUGAAGAGACAGCUCCUUCUGAAAUAGCUCCUACAGAGGUUAAAUUAGAUUUAACUGAGCCAAAACCAACUGUUGACGAGGUAGCCAAACCUAAGAAAACAAAGACACCAAAGCCUAAGACAGUAGCAACUAACGAAACAAAACAAGACGAACCGACAGAUACAACUGUUGACAUCACUGACACAGCAGAUAUCACACCAAACCAAAUUGCACAACCCGAGGACACAGCCACUGCACAAAUUACACCAAGCGCACAAGAAGAUAAACCUACUCAAGAUGACACUAAAGAUACAAUUCAGAAAACAGUUAAACAUAAGAAAACAAAACCAGACACACAAAAAAGCGUUGAAACAAGUGAAGUACCAGAAGUUCAAAAAGACUAUCAAAUAAGCAUCAUUCACGAAGAGCCCGUUGAGGAAGAGAAACCUCAAAAGAUUUUGGAAGUCCGAGUCAUCGAUGAAGUCGCCGAGGUUGAGGAAUCACAGCCCAUUGUCGAAGAGAUUGAAGAGGAGGAACAGCCCAUAACAGAGGAUACUCCCGAGGACGCCACCAAGCCAAAGACUAAAAAGAAGAAGGUUGUCAAAAAGAAAACCGAUGACCAUGAUGAAAUUAUCCGAAAACUAUUGGAACAAGAAAUUGAGAAGACAGAACUUGAGAAGUACGAGAAACUUGAAUUCGAUCUUCCCAAGAAGCUCAAGCCAGAGUUCGCUAGUCUAGAGCCAAUGAAAAUAGAACGCAAGGAACAGAAGCCGACAAAGGUAACAAUUGUCGAAGCUGCCGAUGUUCCCAAAUCUGUGAAACUAAAGCCCGGCAAACGUAAGGAGAAGCCUGCAGAAGAACAGACUGUUCAACUACCUAAAUUCCGUCUCAAAACCCGUAUGGUCAUAGUUGAAUUCCCACCGGCUCCGCUUAUUCCGAAGCUUACUAAAAUUGGUGCCACCAAAGAUAAUGGUGAACUAUCUCGAAACAUCGAAGAGGCUGAAGAAGUCCUUAAGUUCAAACCGCACAAGACCAAGAAAAUCAAGAAGAUCAAGGAUGAUUUAGAAAAGGUUGAGCUUGAAAAGUACGAGAAAUAUGUCAGUAGUGAGGAAGAACCAGAGGAAAAGGCUCCAUAUCAAAAACCAGAAAAGGCGCCCAAGCCAGAAGAGAAACAAGAAGAGGUGAAGAUUAAGUUGGGCAAGGGUAAAAAGAAACCAAAGGAUGAUGAAGAACCUGAGAACGUAACACUUAAGAAGAUUCCAAUCAAGCCCAAGGAAGUCGAGGAAGAAGUUGAGCUGAAGGUCAAGCCAAAGGAAGUGGUUGUUGUUGAGGAACAACCAAAGGAGCCCAAGGAAGGACAGUUCAAUGUUGAGCCGUUCGAACCAGUCGAAUUUGAUCGUCCUGAAUAUGAACCUGAAGAGCUGGAGCCCAUUGACCACCCAGAUAAGCCAGAGAAACCGAAGAAACCUACCAAGACCAAGUAUAAGCCAAAGGACAAAUCAAAGCCAGAGCCAGAAACCAUUAUCUCGGAGAUUGUUCCUGGAGUACCAAAGGAGCAAGAAGAAAUACCAGAAGAAGAAAUUAAGUUCCGCAAGCCCGAAAGAAAGGCUCCUGAAGAGACAGAGUCCGAAAUCAAACUACGACCUGUCCCUAAAGCUCCUCAAGAGGAAGAGCCGGUCGAGCAGGCCAUUGUAAAGCCUAAGGUAGAGGAGCCCCAGCCUGAAGAGCCUGAAGUUAACUCUGAUGACGAAAUUAAGAAACCAAAGAAGGCCAAGUCGAAAAAGGUACAACCCAAGGAAGAAGAAUUACCAGAGCAAAAACCAGAAGACUAUGAAGUGUCGGUAAAGGACGAAGAAGCUCCUGUAGAGAAGCCUGUUGAAACCGAACAACCAAAGGAAGUAAAGGUGAAACAUAAGAAGCCCAAGGAAGCCCCUGUAUCUGAAGUUGAAAUCACGGAAGAAGUACCGCAACCAGAAGAGGUGCCAGAAGAAAUACCAGUGGAAUACAAGAUAACAACUACGGUUUUGGAGCCUGAAGAGGCGCCGAAGGAACAUCAAGUCCGAGUAAUUGAUUUUGAUGAGCGUCAAGAAACCACUGAGGAAGUCGUCGAAGAAAAGGUUGUAACAAGAAAGAAGAAACCAAAGCCACAGCAACCGGAAGAAUUUGAGGUAACUUUGAAAGAGCCAAAGGAGGAAGACCAACCGGUCGAGGAAGUUUCGGCUGAAAUCGUGCUGCCAGUUGAGCAGCCCGAACAAAAGCCAGAAGAGUUUGAGGUUGAGCUUAAAAUCACCGAAUCUACUCCUGAGAAGCCCGUUGAACAGGAAAUUACCGUUAAAGAAAAAACCAAAAAGAAGCCUGUGAAAGAAGUCAAGGAAGAUAAGAUUGUCGUGGUGGAGGAAGAAGAGAAAGUACAACCAGUUGAGGAACAAGUGGUUGAAGUCGAAAAACAAGAAGAGAAGAAGAAGACCAAGAAGCCAAAGUCAUAUGAGUUCAGCGUAACAGAAACCGAAGCUGUUAAAGAAAAACCUGAUGAAGUUGUUGAGAAAAUCCCUGAAGAAAUUCCCGAGGUUUUGGAAGAGAAGGUUGUGGAGAAGUUUGAUUCAUAUGAAAUCACUCUCAAGGAAACUGAAGCAGAGAAGGUAACUGCUGUGGAAGAACAGCCCGAGGAAGAAAUUCCUCAACAAGUUGUUCUUAAGAAGAAACCGAAAAAACCAGAGGAGUUCGAGGCUGAGGUUGUGUUGACUGAACCAAAGGUCACAGAGGAAACCACAGUGGAAACUGAAAUAAAGCAAAAGAAGGUUAAAAAGCCAAAGAAGACUGAGGAAGAAGCUCAAUUGGAAGUCAAGGUUGUGGAAUCCGAAGCUCCUGUCCCUAAAGAAAUUAUUGAAGAAACUGCUAAGCCUGAGAUUGUAGAAAAGCAGGAAGUUAUUGUUGAAGAAAAGCCUGAAGAAUAUAGCAUUCGCGUUUCGGAAACUGAUGCUAAGCCAGAAGAACCAAGUGAAGCACAGUUUACAGUGAAAAAACGCAAACCUUCUGUCACUUUCGCCGACGAGCCAGCGACCGAAAUCAUUCUAAAGGAGACCAAGCCCGUUGAAGAAGUCACUGAAGAAGCUCAAAUCAAGACCAAAAAGCCCAAAAAGAAGGUUAAGGAUGUGGAGGCUGAAGAAUUGAAGAUCACAAUAACUGAGGAAAUUCCACAGGAAGUUCCAGUAAUUGAGGAAGUCGAGGAGGAAGAGGUGGUCACAGUGGUCAAAGAAGAACUACCAAAGGUUGAAGAUAAAACAUAUACUUUUGGCAUCAAGGAGACUCAGCCUGAGAAACCUGUAGAAGUGAUUGCUAAGGAAGAGCCAGUGGUAACCGAACCGAUUGUGGAAGAACCGCAACCUGAAGUCUUUGAAGAACAUAAGGUUAAAGUCAUUGAGGAAACUCCCCGUGAAGUCGUUGAAGAAGUUGUCGAGGAAGAGGUCAAGGUUAUUCGAAAGAAGAAACCCAAGCCUGAAGCCAAGGAUGAACCUGAGGCCGAAGUAACUGUUUCAGCUCCACAGCCAGUCGAUGAGGUCGAAGCUACUUCCAGCAUUACAGUGGUUCCAGAGCAGCCGACCGAAGAGGAAGCCGCUGAUCUAAAAAUAACAAUUAUUGAAGAAGUGGCGCCACCCCAAGAACUUGUCCAGGAGAUUGAAGAAAUUGAAAUCAUCGAGGAACCCCAGGCACUUGAAGAGACCCCCGAAGACUUUAGCUUUGCCAUUAAAGAAGCUGAUAAGGAGCCCACCGUGGAAGAGUUGCCGGAAGAACAGGUUACGAUUCAGAAAAAGAAGAAAAAGGCGCCUGCAGCUGAGAUUGUAGAAGAACCUGAAGCAGAAUUCAUGAUUAAGCCCAAGCAGCCAGUGCAAGAAGUUUCCGAAGAAGCCAAAAUUAUAAAGAAGCCCAAGAAACCUGCUGCCCAAGAGGAGGCAGCUGCUGAGCUUAAGGUAACUCUCACAGAGGAGGUUCCUACGGAAUCUGAAGUUCAAGAAAUAAUCGAGGAAAUUGAAGAAGUAACAGAAGAAAAGCCCACUGAGUACACUAUUGGUGUUAAGGAAACUGAACCAGAAGCACCAAAGGAAGAAGAAGUCAGCCUACCCAAAAAGAAACCAAAGGAUAUUCCAGUCGUUGAAGAGCCCGAGGCAGAAGUUACUCUGAAACCGAAACCAAAGGUGGAAGAAGUUCAGGAGGAGACUAAGAUAGUGAAGAAGAAACCAAAGAAACCUGUCGAAGAAGUAGCCGCCGAGGAGCUUACGGUUAAGGUUGAAGAAGAAGUUAUUCCCGAGCCGAUCGUGGAAGAAGAGGUAAUAGAGGAAGUCCAAAUUAAAAAGAAACCAGAACCUGCGCCAGAGGACAUUGUCGAUGCUGCGGUUGUGAAACUAAAGAAACCACAACCAGUAGAGGCAGAUGAAGUCGUGGCUGAAGUAACUCUAAAGCCCAAGACGCCAAAGGAAGUCCAGGAAGAGGAAUUCUCUGUAGAUGUUAAGCUGCCUAGGGAACAGAAGGUAACCGAGGAAACCUCCGACCAAACAGUACAGCUUAAGAAGAAGAAGAAGCCGCAAAAACCGGUGGAAGAGGCUGCUGACGAACUGGAGCUGAAACAAACGGUCAUCGAAGAAAGGCCCGUGGAAAUCGAAGAGGAAGAGAUCAUUGAUGAGGCAGUCAUUAUUCGAAAGAAACCAAAGAAACCGUUCGUGCCGACUGUGGAGGAUCUUGAAGAAACUGAAUUCAGCCUCUCCUUUAAGAAGCCACACACUAUCAAUGAGGGCGUGGAGGAGGCCGCGACCGUACUUAAGAAACGACCAGUAAGGCCCACCACCAUGGACGAGGCCGCAGCGGAGCUUUCUAUCAAACGCCAAGAAGAAGAAUACGAAGAGGGCGAAGAUAUCGAAGAGUUUGUCGUUAGCCAGCGUGCCAAGCCGAAGCCUCUGCAGAUCACUGAUGAAGGUGAGGAAGCCUACACCGUAAAGAAGCUGAAGCGCCGCAAGCAAGUGGACAUUCCCGAGUACGCUGACGUUGAGAACGUUACGUUCCGUGCGAGAAGCACAAAGACUAAGGAGGAUGUGGAUCAGGAGUUCAACAUUGCUCUAGACUCGUAUGCGGAGGAGGAAGUCUCCAUGUCUGGCAAGGUCAAGCUUAAGAAGCCCAUUAAAAAGACCUUCUCUGAGGCUGCCGACGAGGCCCACAUUAAGAUCAUGCAAGACUACGACGAUGGUGAAGAGCCCAUCAUUGAAGAGAUUCGAGACGAUGAGGAUACCAUCGAUGAAGUCGAGGAGCCUGAAGAGUACUUUGUAGAGGAACUGCCACCAGAUGAGGUAGACUUCAAGCUGAAGCCUAAGAAGCAGUCCAAGCCUACCUAUUCCGUUCAGGACGAGGAAGAAGAGCAGUUCCUAAUUGGCAUUCGGCAUCCGAAACGUGAUUCUGUUACCUAUGAUGAAGAUUCUCUGACGUUCAAGAAGAAACGUAAGGUUGUCCAACAACUGUAUAAUGAAGAUGGAGCAUCGCUUAAUAUCACCAGAGAAAUGAAUGUUGAAGAAUCGGAAAAUCAAAAUGUUAUGUACUCCAUUUGCAAUUAUAUUGCCGACAACGACGAAGCUAUCAACUUAGUAGAGGGUGAAAAGGUAACAGUCAUUGGACGUCACAGCUCUGAGUGGUGGUAUGUCAAGAAGAGCAUUACCGAGGAAGAAGGUUGGGUUCCUGCUCAAUAUCUAAUGGAGCCAGAUGAAUACGCUCAGUAUGUGCAAAAUAAGUUGCACGAGAAGAUCGAUAAGCUUCCUGUGUUUGAACGUCCUGGACCAGAAGACAAGCCCAUUGCUCCGCGAUUUAUUGAAAAACUGCAGCCCAUUCACACACCUGACGGCUACACUGUGCAGUUCGAGUGCAAGGUUGAGGGUAGCCCGAGACCGCAGAUUGCCUGGUUCCGCGAGACGGCCAUUAUAAAGCCCUCGCAGGACUUCCAAAUAUUCUACGAUGACGAUAAUGUGGCUACCCUGAUUAUUCGCGAAGUCUUCCCCGAAGAUGCAGGCCAGUUUACAUGUGUGGCUAAAAACGCCGCUGGAUUUACUUCCAGUACCACGGAACUGAUUGUGGAGAGUCCACUGUCCGAUCAUGGUUCUGAUGCCACAGCCCUAUCACGUCGCAGUAUGUCCCGCGAAUCGUCGCUGGCAGAUAUUUUGGAGGGAAUUCCACCAACCUUCUCAAAGAAACCAAAGGCCCAGUAUGUGGACGAGAAUACAAAUGUUAUUCUAGAGUGCCGACUGGUAGCCGUUCCAGAACCGGACAUUGUCUGGACCUUUAAUGGUGUGGACAUUGACGAGGAAGAGAUCAAGAAUGUUCGCAUCGUUACCGAAUCAGAUAUGCACAUGUACUGCAGUGUGGUGCAUAUCACCAAGGUGAAAAAAUCGCAAGAAGGUACAUACGAGGUAAUUGCUACAAAUCGCGAGGGUGAGGCACGCCUUCCGAUCACACUGAAGGUGCGAACCACCGACCAAGAGGCUCCGCAGAUCUUGGAACCCCUGCGCAACAUGGUCAUUCGCGAAGGUGAGAGUGUCGUGCUUUCCACCCAGAUUGUGGGUAAUCCACCACCAAAGGUAACGUGGUAUAAGGAUGGCAAGCCCGUUAAGAAUGCCAAGUCCGACAAGGAUUUGCACACCUUAACACUUAUAACGCCCAAGAAGUCCGAGAAGGGUGAAUACACCGUUAAGGCUGUAAAUCCUUUGGGCAGUGUGGAGACUACUGCUAAUCUCACAAUCGAAGAACCCACCAGCGGUAACGCAGAGCCACCACUCUUUGUGGAACGAUUCGAGGAGCAGAAUGUGCCGCAAAAGGGAGAGAUUCGUUUGCCAGCCAAGGUUUCAGGCAAUCCGGUUCCCGAGGUUCAAUGGCUAUUUAACAACAGUCCAUUGUUCCCCAGCGAGCGCAUCCAGCAGGUAUACGAUGGCGAGAACAUUGAGCUUAUCAUUAAGGAUGCCAAUCCCGAAACCGAUUCCGGUGAUUACAAGUGUAUUGCCAGCAAUCCAAUUGGCAAAACAUCUCACGGAGCUCGUGUGAUUGUCGAAGUCGAUGAGGUGACCUUCACUAAGAAGCUGAAGAAGACCAUUACCAUCGAAGAGGUUCAAUCUCUUACCCUGGAAUGCGAAACUUCCCACGUGGUGACCACCAAGUGGUUCUUUAAUGGCAAGGAGCUCAGCGGCAUGGAUCAUCGUGUUGUUGUUGAAGAUGGCAAGACCCACAAGUUGGUGAUCAGAAACACAAAUCUUCGUGACUCUGGUACCUAUGUGUGCAAGGUAAAGAAGCAAGAGACUCAAUCAACUGUGGAGGUGCUCCAACGCAAGCCUGACUUUAUCAAGAUCCUUGAGGACUACGAAGUAACCGAAAAGGAUACGGCAAUCUUGGAUGUAGAGCUUACUACAGAGGCAACUGAGGUUACCUGGUUUAAGGACGGCGAGAAAAUCACGCCUGAAAACAAGAAUGUCGAGUUCAUCAAGGACGGCAAGGCUCGUCGCCUGGUUAUCCGCGAUACCACCAUCCACGAUGAGGGUCAGUACACUUGCAAAAUUGAGGGACAGGAGUGCAGUUGUGAGCUGGUUGUCAUCGAGCUGCCGCCAGAGAUUGUUGAGCCGCUUAAGGACGUUUCGGUGACUAAGGGUGAAAACGCCACAUUUGAGGUUGAGCUUAGCAAGGGCGACGCCCUGGUCAAAUGGUAUAAGAACGGCAAGGAGAUUGUGUUUAAUGAACGCAUUCAGCUGGCCAUCGAUGGCAAGAAGCAAUCCCUGCGCAUUCUCAAGGCCAAGCCCGAGGAUGUUGGCGAGUAUUCCAUCAAGGUCGGCGAACAGACCUCCAAGGCUAAGCUGACUGUCGAGGAGCCACUGGUUAACUUUGUCGUCCGUCUGCCGGACGUCACACUGGCCACAAAGACCACAGAUGCCGAAUUUACGGUUGAACUGUCUCAACCCGACGUGGAAGUGACCUGGUACAAGAAGGGUAAGCCAAUCAAGCCCAACAAGAAGCAUGAGGUCUUCGUCGAGGGUACUGUCCGACGAUUGGUCAUCCACGAUGCCAGUGACGACGAUGCCGGCGAGAUCAGCUGCGUGGCAGAGAAUGUCACCAGCAGCACUAAACUGUGCGUGGAGGAGCUUAAACUGCCACCCGUUAUUACUUCUGACAAGGAUCAGACAAUCAAGGUAAAGGAGGAUGACGAUGCCACCUUCACUGUCAAGUACACAGGCGUCCCAACACCCGAGGCUAUUUGGACUACGCGCAAGGUUGUCAUACCCAAGUCAAAGCGCACAAUCCCGGCCAUUGACGAACAGUCUGCCACGCUAACCAUCAAAAAGGUUGUUGACGAUGACGAGGGCGAGUACACCGUUAAGCUUGUCAACCCUGUUGGCGAGGCGGAGGCUAGCCUGCAAUUGGUCAUUAUGCGCAAGCCGACAGCACCUGGCACUCCUCAACCCCUGGAGAUAAUGCACGACUCCAUUACGCUAUACUGGAAGGCGCCGGAGGACGAUGGCAAGUCCGAAAUUAUCGAAUACAUUCUGGAGUACCACGAUGUUAAGGAAGAAAAAUGGACUGAAAUUCGCAAGAUAAAGGACACUACGUACACCAUCAGCAAGCUGAAGAUCGACACCGAGUACGUGUUCCGUUCGAUUGCAGUGAAUGAGGUUGGACCCUCACCGCCCUCGCCGGCUUCGCCACCCAUCCGUUUGGUGCCCAAGGUCGAGACCGAGCCACCAAGCGUACGCGAACCCCUGCAAGAUGUGGUUAGCGAACUGGACAAGGAGGUCACCCUGUCCUGCGUGUUCGGCGGCAUUCCAGAGCCUAAGGUAACGUGGAAGAAGAACGGCAAGGUGUUCGAGUCGAGCAGCCAACGUUAUGAGAACCGUGUAGCCAAAUACACAAUUGAAAAGACAACCAUUGAGACUGAAGCCACCUACACAUGUGUGGCAACCAACGAGAAGGGCACCGUGGAGACUUCGUGCCGCCUGAGGCUUCAGGAGAAGCCCGUCCUCGAGGUAGAGGACAAGUAUCUGGCGCAAAAACUGCGCACGGGCAGCACUCUCACCAUUCCAGCAACGGUCCGCGGCUAUCCACAACCCACCGUGACCUGGCACAAGGAGUCGGUGGAGCAGAAGACCACCAAGACGGUAACUAUCGAGACAACCGAGACCACUUCCACUUAUACGGUGAAGAAGGUCACCCGUGAGUUCUCUGGCAAGUACAAGGUCACGGCCACCAACGAAUCCGGCUCUACGUAUGUGGAGUGCACGGUUCAGGUGAUUGACAAGCCCAGCAGACCACAGUCCCUGGAGAUCAAGGACAUUAAAAAGGACUCGAUCACCCUGGAAUGGACACCGCCCAUUGAUGACGGCGGUCUGGAUAUCAACAAAUAUACGCUGGAGAAGUGCGACGUUCAGAACAAUGUCUGGAUGAAGGUCUCCGACUUUGAUAAGGACAUCAAAUCCUAUGCGGUUCAGAAAUUAUCGAUGAACGCGCAGUACAUGUUCCGUGUGGUGGCCGCCAAUCCAAUUGGCGAAUCAGAGCCCACGGAAAGUGACCCUGUGACUAUAACUAGGAAGUUUGAAAAACCAUCGCCACCACGUGGCCCCACAACUGUAUCGGGAAUGAACGACACUUCCUUCAAUUUGGCCUGGGAACCAUCCGAGAACGAUGGUGGCUCUAAAAUCAUUGAGUACAUUGUGGAGAUACGGGAAGAGACUGAAACCACCUUUAGAUCGGUGGGCACUAGCCUGGGCACUGUCACCAACAUUCACGUUGAGAAGGUGGUCAGAAAUAAGGGCUAUCUGUUCCGCAUUUAUGCGAGAAACGAGGCUGGCACCAGUGAGGCGUACGAGACCACGGAGAAGAUUGUCGUGGGUCGCAAGAUAACGCCACCAUCGCCGCCUCAGAACCUGAGGGCGCCGGAUGUCACCAGUCGAAGUGUUACCUUGGACUGGGAGGUGCCAGCCCGCAAUGGUGGUUCCGAAAUCACGGGCUACUGCGUGGAAAAGCGUUCGUCAACAUCUACAACUUGGUCAAAGGUCAUUACACUGGACGCUCACCAGCUGCACUACACGAUCGAUAAUUUGAAGGAGAAGUGCGAGUACUGGUUCCGUGUGUCUGCGGAGAAUGAGGCUGGAUUAGGUGCACCAGCCGUCACCGAGAGCGUUUCGCUCAAGACACAUGCCAGUAAGUCAAAGACAUUGGAAAUACUUAAUAGAGACUCUCUAAAUAAUUCCAAUUUUUCUUUAGCCGUACCAUCACCUCCGACCGCUCCACUGGAGGCGCGCGUUCUUGCCGCCAAUGCCCAUAUCUUCGAAUGGGGUAUUCCCGAGUCAGAUGGAGGUGCGCCUCUGCUCGGUUACCACAUCGCUAUAAGGGACAUGAAGAAGACCAUGUGGAUUGAGGUUGGUCGUGUGCCAGCUGGCGUGCAGAAAUUCCAGAUCAGAGACCUGCAGGAGAACCACGAGUAUAUGAUACGCAUAUUUGCCAAGAAUGAGAUUGGUCUGAGUGAACCUCUGGAAUCAGAGGAGCCUUACAAGGUCAUGACUGCUGGUCAUGAAAGCCUGCCAGACGAGCCGCGCACCGAGAUGAGCACGUGCAACACCUCGUCGUGGCUGCGUGACCACAACAUGGAUGCAGAUAUCCAUUCGUAUGCGCGCGGCAGGCUGCUUCAACGCGACGAGUACUUCUUCCGGCUGUAUGCGGAGAUGCCCAAGAGCAAAAAGAAGAAGAGCUCCAAAUAGUCGGUAAAAUAUUAAAAAAAAAAAAAAAAAACGACAACGAAAUGAGAAACACUUUAGUCGUAGGUUAAGCAUAUUUCAAUUGUAUUUUAUAAAACACAAGAAACGGGUAUCAAAGCCCAUGAUUUUGUAGCUUUUUGUACUGUACUUGAGAUGACGAUAUGUAAGGAUGAUGUAAUGCUAAUUGCAUCCCAUUGACAGCGAUGUCAACGACUCCCGGCCAAAGAGUGCGAGCGAAGACAAACUUAAUGCCCGGGAGCGUGGACGUGGCGCAAUGAUAGGAUGGCCAUUACAUCAUCUAAUUAAUGGACAUAAUUUUAGAUUUUUCAUUUGCAUAGAGUUCUUUUUUUUAUAAUUUUUGUUCUCAUUGUUUUAUUUUCGACUUAUUUUAUGGUAAGCUGUGAUAAAUCUAUCAAAAUCGAAAGCGUCAAACGAAGCAACAAAAAAUGAAACACAAUAUAUAUUAAAUGCCACCAGAAGGCAAACCAUUGGCAUCGGGCAACGGAAGCCAACGAGCCGCAGCCCUCCUAAAAUACCCAAUACCAUCCCAAAUCCCCGCCAGAGUAACUCAAUAUCCUCUCCCUCUGGGGAGACAAAACAACAAAUGGUGCAAUUCGAUAUGAGUUAUUUCUGGGGAGUGUGUUGCGAGUCGCUGGCUUCAGUUGUCUUUGUCCCGGAUUCGCCCUGGUUGAAAUUUA